CGUCCGCACAGCCAUUCUUCGCUCGCAAUUUGCAAACGACCGACGUCUUGGUAGAGAUAUCGGGUAUGAUGACUUGAACUUCUGCUAAAUGAGCCAGUGGAAGGCAAACGAAACCCAAAAAGAGAUAAUAGUAGACUCUUUUAGCGCGUUGUGAUUUUUGUGUUUUUUGUGAUUUUCUUAAUUUUUCUUCGAUUUGUGUGAUUUUGUGGUGAAACGAGAUGAAUCGGCAGCAACAGCAAGGUUCCCAGACUCAACAGAGUCAGAGUCAAAUGCAACAGAGUCAGACCCAGCACACUCAAAGGAUGACUCGAACGGAACAACAUGUCACUCGGCAAGUUACCGGACAUAUAUCAGGUGGUCAAAUGACACAACAACAGAUUCAGCAGAUCCCCGGCUUUGGCCCUAACGCCCAACCACCCGUAUUCGAAAAGGUAUUCAGUAAUGCUCGAUUCGCGCAGGGAGGAACAGCGACGUUUGAAGGCCGAGUCACAGGAAAACCUCAACCCACCGUGACAUGGACAAGAAACGGGGCCCCUCUUCUUAGCUCCCAGAAACACCGAUUAACCUACAACGAACAAACUGGUGACAUUGUCUUCCAGAUCAACCAAAUAGGACCUGGAGAUGAAGGAGAGUACGUUUGUAACGCUAAGAACCAAUACGGAGCAGCUAUUUGUUCGGUAUAUAUUUCACCUGAAGGUAUGCAAAUGCCACAAAGGCAAGCCUUCUCGAAAUUUGAUCAAUCAACUAGUUAUUCGAAUGGAACCACCACCACUAUUACCGAAGACUUUAAAAUAGAUACUUUUGAAUAUAGAAUUUUAAGAGAAGUUUCCUUUAGGGAAUCUAUAACGAGAAGGACUAAUUACGAACAAGACUGUCAAAUUUCUACUACAGUCGAACGAUCUUUGGGACCCCCAGCACCACCUCAAUUUGCCCAAAAACCUCGAAAUUCCAAACUACUAGAGGGCUCUGAUGCUGUUUUUACGUCUAAGCUAUCAGCUAAUCCUAGACCUAGAAUCACGUGGUUCAAAAACGGCCAAAGGAUUACAGAUACUCAGAAAUACGAAACAACUUUCUCUAAUAAUCAAGCAUCUUUACGAGUUAAGCAAACUACUUCUGAUGAUUCUGGUCAUUACACUCUCCUUGCUGAAAAUCCUCAAGGUUGCGUAGUGUCAUCUGCGUAUUUAGCUAUAGAACCAGUCACCACCCAAGAGGGUCUUAUUCACGAAUCUACUUUCAAGCAACAACAAACAGAAAUUGAACAAACCGAUUCAAACAAGACUUUAGCUCCCAACUUUGUAAGAGUUUGCAACGAUAGAGAUGUUACUGAAGGUAAAAUGACUCGCUUUGACUGUAGAGUCACUGGCAGGCCAUAUCCUGAAGUGACAUGGUAUAUUAAUGGAAGACAAGUAGUAGACGACCAUAACCAUAAGAUAUUAGUCAACGAAUCCGGUAACCACGCCCUCAUGAUCACAACAGUUAGUAGAAACGACUCUGGUGUUGUAACCUGUGUUGCUAGAAACAAAACCGGAGAAACCUCCUUCCAAUGUAACCUCAAUGUCAUAGAACGGGAGCAAGUAGUAGCUCCCAAAUUCGUCGAAAGAUUCGCAACGGUAAACGUCGCCGAGGGAGAACCAGUGAGACUCCAUGCCAGAGCUGUGGGUACUCCUAUCCCAAGAAUCACUUGGCAGAAGGACGGUGUACCGCUAGUGAGUAGCCCCGAUGUUAGGAUAGCGAUUGACGGUGGAGCCACGACUUUGGAUAUUCCCAGGGCCAAAGCAUCUGAUGCUGCUUGGUACCAAUGUACUGCUCAAAACGUAGCUGGCUCCACCGCUACUCGUGCCCGACUAUUCGUCCAAACACCUCAAAGUACUACUCCAGAACCAAGACGCCUACAUCUACCCAGGCCUACGAAAGUCAUCGAACCUGAACCCGAACCUGGCCCAGAAGUAAUUUAUCUUCGUCACGUUGAACGAGCUCGUCCUCACGCACCACCAGGUGAAGAGGAUCGUGUGUAUCCUCCACCGCAAUUUAUCAUUCCUCUGAGGGACGCGGUUCAAUUUGAGGGAGGUAGAGUACAUUUCGAAGCUAGAAUAGAACCUGUUGGAGAUCCAACCAUGCGUGUAGAAUGGUUUUUGAAUGGAAAACCUUUAGCAGCUAGUUCUAGAACUACAUCAAUAUUCCGCUUUGGAUUUAUUGCUUUAGAUAUACUUAGCUUAAUAAUGAACGACAGCGGCGAAUAUGUAUGUCGUGUAACCAGUGCAACGGGAUGCGUCGAAUCCCGCGCUUUGCUUAGCAUUAACCCUAGAACUUCGAUUGAACAAAGUAGUCAGCACCCUGAUAGCUUACAAUAUAUCCAGCACUUAGAGGAUUAUUCUAAAUACCAAAGAACUGACAGUUUAGAAGAACGAUCGAACCAGAAGCCUCAUUUCAUCCGUCCACUCCAGGAUCUUGGAGAACUGCAAGAAGGUCGCAACGCUCAUUUCGAGGCUCAACUGACCCCUGUAAGUGAUCCAACGAUGAAAGUGGAGUGGUACAAAGAUGGCCGACCUAUCACCGCCAGUUCGCGAAUCACCACCAUCUUCAACUUCGGCUACGUUUCUCUCAACAUCAUGCACCUACGGGCCGAAGAUGCAGGAUCGUAUACUGUGCGAGCCGUUAACCAUUUAGGAGAAGCUAUCAGUACAGCUAGUAUUAGAGUUUACGCAAGAUCUUCAGUUACAGGCGAUUUGGGUAUUCCCGAACAGCAAAAGUACAUUGAAGAAGUCGAAAGACUCGAAGCAUAUCAACAACAGCAAAACCAAAAGUACAUUUUGGAGUCACCUGAAAGUACUCAGCCUCCUGUGUUCAAGACACCUAUUAAAGACCAGAAUGAGAUACGCGAAGGAGGUUUUGCUCACUUUGAAGCUCGCUUAGAACCAGUUGGAGACUCUACGUUGAAAGUCGAAUGGUUCAAAGACAACCGUCCUUUGGAAGCUAGUUCAAGAAUUACUAGCUUCUUCAAUUUUGGCUAUGUAGCACUGACAAUCAAAGAUGUUACCAUUCACGAUGUCGGCCACUACAUUUGCCGUGCGUCUAACGCUAUGGGACAGGCUACUACCACUGCACAACUUAGUGUAGUCAGUAAGAAAGAUAUUAGCUUUGAUUCACAACACCCAGGUGGUUUGGAGAAGAUCCAACAUCUGGAAGACUCUAGUCGAUUUAACCGAACUUCCAAAGAGGAAGUACAAGUUACACAAAAACCAAGGUUUUUGGGACCAUUAAAAGGAACAAACAAGAUCGUUGAAGGCCAACGGGGGCACUUUGAAGCCAGAGUGGAACCCCAAAGUGACAUUACACUUAAGAUUGAAUGGUACUUCAACGGCAAACCUAUUCAACCAGCUAACAGAAUACAGACAUAUCAUGACUUUGGAUACGUUGCUUUGGAUAUUUUGAGUGUAAGAGAAGAAGAUGCUGGAACCUACACAGUUGUUGCAAGAAAUGCUUUGGGAGAAGCCCAACUUUCAGCAAGCAUGGUUGUAGAAACACGUGCCAGCAUCGACACCAGAAGCAUGCACCGUGGUGCAUACGAUAAAACAAAACACAUAGAAGAAUCCAAAUUUGUCGAACCGCAAUAUCACAUCGAAGAGCUUUGCAAAUCUAAGCCAGUCUUCGUGGUACCUCUUUCUGAUCCACCACCAGUAUCAGAAGGAAAAAAUAUCCAUUUAGAGUGCCGUUUGGAACCUAUGGGUGAUCCUACUAUGAGGGUCGAAUGGUACUGUAACGGAAGACCAGUUACUGUCGGUUCACGAUUCAGAACAUACAACGAUUUUGGAUUCGUUGCUCUCGAUAUCAUCCACGCUAACGCUUCAGAUUCCGGAGAAUAUACUGUUCGUGCAGUUAACCAGUUAGGAUCUGCACAUACAUCAUCAUGCGUUAGAGUAAUUUCUAGAAAUGACAUUAUCACUGACACUCAACACGAGCAAUCUCUAGAACAAAUCCAACACUUGGAAGAUUCUUCACGUUAUCGUAAACAUAUAGCUGAAGACGUAACUGUAUUACAAGCCCCCCAAUUUACCAGAUCUCUCCACAACAUCGAAACCGUCGAAGGAACUAACGUUCAUAUGGAAUGCCGUCUUCAACCUGUUGGAGACCCAACUAUGAGAGUCGAGUGGUUUGUUAAUGGAGUACCAGUCAAAACUGGACAUCGUUUCAGACCUGCUUAUGAUUUCGACUACGUAGCACUUGACUUACUCAGUGUCUACCCAGUAGACUCUGGUGUUUAUACUUGCCAAGCAAGGAACCAGUUGGGAGAAGCAGUUACAUCGUGUUCGGUUAAAGUUAUCGCAAAGAAGGACUUAUUGUUCGAAAGUCAGCAUCCCGCCGGCCUUGAAAAAAUUCAGUACUUGGAGGAUUCCUCGAGGUACAAGAGAACUGAAUUUGUUGACGAACAAGUUACUGUCAAACCGAGGUUCAUUACAAAACCAAAGAACUUAGAAAGUAUGACAGAGGGAAAACAUGCUCAUUUUGAAUGUAAAAUUGAGCCUGUUACUGACCCAAAUCUUAAAGUAGAGUGGUACAAAAAUGGUCGUCCAGUCACUGUCGGACACAGAUUUAGACCAAUUCACGAUUUCGGUUAUGUAGCACUCGAUGUAGUAGAUUUGAUUUCAGAAGAUUCAGGAACUUACACUUGCAGAGCAACUAACUUAGUAGGUACUGACGAAGUUAACUGUGUCUUGCGUUGCAGACCAUCUGGCCAGAUCAUUACCUCGACUCAGAACGAAACUGGUCUUCAACAAAUACAACAUUUGGAAGACCGGUCUAGAUACCAAAGAAAGGAGCAAGUUGAAGAGCUUACUACUCAAGCUCCAAUAUUUACGACAUCUCUUAAAAACAUUGACAUUAAGGAAGGCCAAAGAGCCCACUUUGAAUGCAGACUAAUUCCAGUAUCUGACCCAACUAUGAGAGUAGAAUGGUUCCAUAACGGCAGACCUCUAAAAUCUGGUUCUAGAUUCACCGAAACCAACAAUUUCGGUUUUGUUGCUUUGGAUAUUCUCUACACUUACCCAGAAGACUCUGGUACUUAUACAUGUAGAGCCACUAAUGCUUUGGGUGAAGCCGUAACUUCAGCCGUUUGCAAUGUACAAACCAAAAAAUCGAUUUAUUUGGAAUCAGUCCAUGAAGGCGCCAUGGAACGCAUCACUGAGCUCGAAGAUUCUUCUAGGUACCAACGAAAGACCGUACAAGAAGAAACAGUUAGCCAAGCUCCUUGCUUUACAAUGCCAAUCAAAGACUUGAGAGUAGCAGAAAAUCAAGCAGCUCACUUUGAAGCAAGACUUAUUCCUGUUGGAGAUCCCCGAUUGAAAGUUGAAUGGCUACGCAAUGGAGUGCCAAUACAAGCCUCUAAUCGCUUGACAACCAUGCAUGACUUUGGAUAUGUAGCACUAAAUAUGAAGUAUGUCAAUCCAGAAGAUUCUAGUACAUAUACCUGCAGAGCCGUCAACGAUUUAGGUGAAGCAGUAACAUCAGCUACAUUGUUUGUUCAAUCCAAAGCAUCCCUUCAGCUCGAAUCCCAACACGAAGGUGCACUCAACAAACUUAGACAACUAGAAGACUCGAGCAGAUACCAACGUCGCGAGGAAGAAGAAAUAACUAUAACUUCAGCGCCUGUAUUUACGACCAAACUCAAUGGACCUGCAGAGCUAUUCGAAGGCCAGAGCGCCCAUUACGAAUGUCGUAUUGAACCAUACAUGGAUUCCAACCUGAAGGUUGAGUGGUUCCACAACGGCAAACCAUUAACGACUGGCCACAGAUUUAGAACUGCCUAUGACUUUGGUUUCGCCAGUCUUGACAUUCUUACUGCGUAUGCUGAAGAUUCUGGUGAAUAUACCUGCAGAGCUACCAACAGACUUGGACAAGCUACAUCUUCUGUUGUAACCACCGUAAAAUCAAAAUCUUCCAUCAUAAGAGAUACUCAACAUCAAGGAGCUCUUCAGAAGAUCCAACAUUUGGAAGAUGAUUCAAAAUACAAACGUGUGUCACAUGAAGAUGCUAUCGUUUUAGAAAAACCACAAUUUGGAAGAGGACUCAAGACCAUUGAAAAUCUUCCAGAAGGAGCAACGGCUCAUUUGGAAGCCACGCUUACACCAGUUAAUGAUCCAACAAUGAGAGUAGAAUGGUUCUGCAACGGACGACCCAUUCAAACUGGUCAUAGAUUCAAAACAACUUAUGACUUCGGUUAUGUAGCUCUAGAUAUUCUCUACGCUUAUGCCGAAGAUACUGGCACAUACAUGUGCAGAGCAAGAAAUGCUGUUGGUGAAGCUGUUACUACAGCUGGUAUUUCAGUGGUAGCUAAAUCUGGAUUAUACUUAGAUACUCUCGAUGAACAACGUCUUUCCAAGAUCAGACAGCUUGAGAGUUAUGAAAGACCCAAAAAGGAGGAAAUUGAAGCUGUUCCACAAAAACCAGUUUUCCUUACACCAUUAAUUAGUUUAGAAAAUCUUAAAGAAGGAGAACACGCUCAUUUGGAAUGUAGAGUAGAACCUGUUAAUGAUCCUAACUUGAAAAUUGAAUGGUACGUCAAUGGUGUUAAAUUACGUGCUGGUCAUAGGUUCAGAACAACUCACGACUUCGGAUAUGUAGCUCUUGAUGUCUUAUACACUUACGCUGAAGAUAGCGGAACAUACAUGUGCAAAGCUACUAACUUGGUUGGUGAAGCUGUUAACACCUGUACUAUCAAAUGCGGUAGCAGAAAGAGUAUUAUUUUCGAUACUCAACAUCCAGAAGGUCUUGAGAAGAUCAGGGAAUUGGAAGCACAAGGCCAUCAUGCACGCCUUGAAAUUGAAGAACCAGCUCCAACUCCUCCUAUGUUUGUUACUGAAUUAAGAGGAACGACCGAAAUUUACGAAGGCCAAACAGCUCACUUUGAAGCGCAGGUUCAGCCUAUCCACGAUCCUAACUUAAGAAUAGAAUUCUAUCACAAUGGAAAACCAUUACCAUCAGCUUCUAGAUUCCACAUUACAUUCGACUUUGGCUAUAUAGCUUUAGACAUUGGACACGCAGUUCCAGAAGAUGCUGGAGAAUACUCCGUGAAAGCUAUUAACAACUUAGGACAAUGCGUUUCUUCCAUAAAUCUGAAAGUUAUUGCAAAGAGCAAUAUCAUCCUCGAAUCACAAAGACCUGAAGGUUUGGACAAAAUAAGACAGCUUGAAGAACACCAACCUUACAAGCGACCAGAUAUAGAUGAACCUGUUACUAGACAGAGACCAGUAUUCACACAACCUCUUCAAAACAUUGACUUUAUCAAGGAGGGUCAAACAGCCCACUUUGAAUGCAGACUUAUUCCUGUUGGUGACCCAACUCUUAAAGUGGAGUGGUUCAGAAAUGAGAAACCACUGGAAGAUAGCUCUCGUAUUACCAAAAUACACGAUUUUGGUUUCGUUUCUUUGGAUAUUUCUCAUGUUAGAGCCGAAGACGAAGGCGUUUACAUUUGCAGAGCUACUAAUCCACUUGGAGAAGCUGUUACGACUGCAUCUAUGAAAAUUAGAACUGAAGCCAGCAUCCUAUUGGAAACCCAACAUCCCGAAGCUCAGAGAAGAAUUGCUCAGCUUGAACAACCCUUGGCUUCCAGGCCAGAUGAGCCUGAUCGUCUAUUCGAAAAACCAAUAUUUACACAACUCCUUACUGGACCAACUGAACUUUGGGAAGGCCAGCAUGCUCACUUUGAAGCUAGAGUCGUACCAGUUGGUGAUCCUGAUUUGAAAUUCGAGUGGUAUGUUAAUGGAGUAGAACUAAAACUUGGUUCAAGAUUUAAAGUAACCCACGACUUCGGAUUUGUUACAUUGGAUAUCAUGUCUACCGUUAAAGAGGAUUCAGGAGUAUACAUGUGUAAAGCUAUCAACAAAUCAGGCGAGGCUGUUUCUUCUAUAUCUAUGAAAGUUAAGCCUAAAUCCAGUAUUGUUGGUGAACCAUUGCAACCUGAUGCCUGGCAGAAGAUUCAACUUAAAGAAGCUGAAAUGAACAAAGUUCCUCAAAUGUUUGUUGACACUACACCACAACAACCACCAGUGUUUACUACCCACUUAAAGAGCUACGAUAAAUUAGUAGAAGGUCAACAUGUUUACCUUGAAGCUCAAGUAGAACCCAGAGCAGAUCCUAAUCUUCGUAUUGAAUGGUUCAAAAAUGGUAUCUCUCUUGCUACUGGUACCAGACUACGUAGUACUUUUGACUUUGGAUUGGUAACUCUAUCUAUCAACGGUUUGAGGGAAGAUGACUCUGCAAUCUAUACUUGCAAAGCAACUAACAAACUUGGAGAAGCAAUAUCUACAUGUUCUCUAAAGAUUGAAGACAGGCAUUGGUUGUUGGGACAAACUCUUCAUCCAGAUGCUAUACCUAAACUUGAAGCUCUUGAAAGACCAGCAGACGUUAAGAAAGAUACUCCUGAACCAGUGUAUGAACUACCUAUAUUUAUUACUCAUCUUAAUAAUGUAGAAUGCAUGGAAGGAGAUAAUGUUCACUUCGAAUGUAACGUAGAACCAUCUAAAGAUCCCACUCUUAAAAUUGAAUGGUUCGUUAAUGGCAAACCUUUGCCUACUGGUUCCAAAUAUAAGUCAACCUAUGACUUUGGAUAUGUUGCUUUAGAUAUCACCUAUGCUUAUGAGUCCGAUUCUGGAAUAUACACUUGCAAGGCCAGCAACAGCAAGGGAUCUGCAACAACUUCUGGAUCAUUACGUUGCAUUGCUAAACAAAAUAUAUAUCUAGAUACGCAACAUCCUCAAGGUAAAGCUGGUCUAGAGGCCAUCGAAGAUGUAGAAGAUGCAAUUGCUGGCAAAUACAGAAGACAACCUUCAGCUCCUGAAAAAGAUUACGGUAAACCAGUUUGGAUAAUACCACUCAAUCCCGAAUUCCAUUUAGCAGAAGGACAACCAUUGCAUUUGGAAGGUACCGUAGAACCAAAAGAAGAUCCUAACAUGAAGAUCGAAUGGUUCUUUAACGGAAAAUCUAUUGACCAUGGUAGCAGAUUCAAGUUUACUCAAGAGUUUGGUUUCGUAACAUUAGAUGUCACUGACGUAUAUGAAAGAGAUCAAGGUAUUUACACUUGUAAGGCUUCCAACAAAUCUGGAGAAGCUUUCACGUCUACAACAAUUUAUUGCACUAGUAAAUCAAAUCUCAUCGAAAGAACCCAACAUCCUAAAGGACAAGAGGGUCUUGAAAAGAUCCAAGAUUUGGAAGAUUCUCUUAACAGACCAGACCUACCACAAGCAGAAUCUGACGAAGGACACGCUCCUGUAUUCACUUCCGAAUUUACUCCUCUUAAUAAUGUUAAAGAGGGAGAAAUUGCUCACUUCGAAGCUGGUUUAACUCCAGUAGGUGACCAGACUAUGAAAGUAGAAUGGUUCUACAAUCGAAAGACCAUAGAAGCGUCCCACCGAUUCAGAACAGUACAUGCCUUUGGAAUGGUGGUAUUAGAAAUUCUUGGUACUAAGAUUGAAGAUUCUGGAACCUAUACCUGUGUUGCAACCAACAAAUGGGGAAGAGCUGAACAAAGCGUCACAUUAAAUUGUACAGAACGAACUGGUGGUCAACCACCCAAGUUUACUACUCACAUUAAAGAUAUUGUUGGUCUUAAAGAUGGACAAUCUGCUCAUUUCGAGUGUACUUUAAUACCAGUCAACGACCCAGAUCUUAAAGUUGAAUGGUACCACAACGGACAACCAAUUUUAGAUAAAAACAGAAUCAAAUCUGUGUCCGAUUUUGGUUUCGUUGUUAUGGAUAUCUCGUACAUUCAAAACCAUGAUUCAGGAGAAUAUGUGUGCAGAGCUUAUAACAAAUAUGGUGAAGACUUUACUAAAGCUACAAUUGCUGCUCACGGAAGAGGUGGAGUAUUUACAGACAGUCUUCAACCAGAAUCUUUGGCUAAGAUUAGAGAAUUAGAAAGCAUGCAAGGUCAACAUGCACAAGCACCAAGCACUCCGGUUACUGAACCUCCUAAAUUCAUCACACAGAUUCAAGACGUCACAAAACUUGUUGAAGGACAGAGCGCUCACUUUGAAGCCCGACUUACUCCAGUUACUGAUCCAGAUUUGGUAGUCGAAUGGUAUUAUAAUGGUAAAAAACUACCUCAUGGCCAUAGAUACCGCACCUUCCAUGAUUUCGGUAUUGUUAUUCUUGACAUUCUUUACUGUUACGAAGAAAACUCAGGAGAAUACGAAUGCAGAGCUUACAAUAAAUAUGGCCAGGACUCGACCAAAGCCAAUUUGAAAUGCGUAUCAAAGACGAAUUUAAUCCUGGACUCGCAACUCCCGCGGGGCAUGGAAGGUGGUCUAGAGAAAAUACAAACUCUAGAAGAUGCUAUGAUACGAACACGAGACGAAAAGGAAGACACAAGGGUUGGCAAAGCUCCCGUAUUCACUGUUCCUCUAUCAAACAUCGAUAGUCUCAGAGAAGGUGAAAACGCUCACUUUGAAGCCAGACUCAUACCAACCGACGAUCCCAAACUCAAAGUUGAAUGGUUCUGGAAUGGCAAACCUCUCAGAACUGGAUCAAGAUUCCGUACUUUCUGUGACUUUGGUUUUGUUAUUCUUGAAAUUUCGCCAGUUUAUCCAGAAGACUCAGGAGAAUACUCUUGCAGAGCUAUUAACGAAUAUGGUGAGGCUGUUACAACAGCAUCAAUGAAGGUAUCGGGUAAAAGAAGUAUUAUUCUCGAAUCUCAAUUACCUAAAGGUAUGGAGGGAACAAUUGAUAAGAUUGCUGAACUUGAAGGACUUGGUGUUGCUCCUUCUCAACUUACACCAGAUGACGAUACCGGCAGACCACCAGAAUUCAUCACAUCUCCUUCAGAUUUAAUAUUGAACGAAAAUGGACUCGCUCACUUCGAAUGCAGAUUAAUACCUGUUAAUGACCAAAGUAUGAGGGUUGAAUGGUUCCACAAUGGUAAACCAUUAUGGGCUGGUUCAAGAAUUAAGACAAUUAACGACUUUGGUUUCGUCAUAUUAGAAGUAUCGGGAGUUUACCAAAGAGACUCCGGUUUAUACACUUGCAAAGCAACAAACAGACAUGGAGAAGCUACUGUAUCUUGUCAAUUACAGGUUAAAGGCAGACAAGGAAUUAUAAUGGAACCACAAUUGCCUUCUAACUUCCGCACUGGUACCCAAAGCAUUCAAAAACUUGAAGAAAUGCUACACAAGAAAGAAGAGUUACUCACUGAAGAAGAACAACCUAAUCCACCCAGAUUUACAGUGGAAGUCAAGGAUAACAUUGAUGUACCAGAAGGUGGACCAAUUCAUUUUGAUUGUAGAGUUGAACCCGUAAAUGAUCCAACGAUGAGAAUUGACUGGUUCCAUAAUGGCAGACCAUUCGCUACUGGUUCCAGAGUCCAUCAAAUCAACGAUUUUGGCUUUAUUUCCUUGGAUAUUGACUAUUCGUAUUCCAGAGAUGCUGGUGAAUACAUAUGUAGAGCUUCUAACAAAUGGGGAACAGCUACCACUAAAGCUACUGUUACGUCAAAGACCAAGAAGAGUAUUGAUACUGAAAGUCAACUUCCUUCUGGAAUGAGCGCCGAGAAACUUAAGGAACUCGAAAAAGGUCCAGUUUCUCAAGCACCCGAAAAAGAAAAGACUUACUCUCCUCCCAGAUUUGUCACACAAAUUGAAUCUUCAACUGUUGAAGAAUCUGAAUCGGUUCACUUCGAAUGCACCGUUGAACCAAAAGAUGAUCCUAAGCUUAGGGUCGAGUGGUAUAGAAAUGGUAAAUUGUUACCUUCAGGACACCGUUACAGAACCGUUUUUGAUCUUGGAUUUGUUUCUCUUGAUAUCUUGUACGUUUACGCUGAAGAUUCGGGAGAAUAUGUAUGUAGAGCAGUCAAUGAUUAUGGAGAGGACUUUACCAAGGCCAGUGUGUCUUGUAAAAAACUUCCUAACAUUAUCCUACAGAACCAAGUACCAAAAGGAAUGAAGAAGUCUGAAACUCUCAUGCAAAUGGAAGCUGCUAUUAAGAAGUACACUUCCGAAAUCCAUCUUACAGAAGACGACUUGUAUGACGUGGAAAAGAGACAGCCUCCACGGUUUGUAACCCAAAUUAAAGAUCAAACUGAUUUGGUUGAGAUGCAGACCACUAAAUUUGAAUGUCAGUUGGCUCCUGUUGGUGAUCCAAACAUGAAAGUUGAAUGGUUCCUCAACGGAAAACCUCUACCACAUAAAAAUAGAUUUACACCAAUCUAUGACUUUGGUUACGUGGCUAUGAACUUUGGAUGGGUAUAUCCAGAAGACAGCGGUGAAUACUUGUGUAGAGCUACUAAUUUGUAUGGCAUGGAUGAAACUAGAGCCGUUAUCAAAACAACUGGUAAACCAGGCAUUAUCUACGACUCUCAGCUACCCAAAGGAAUGAAGAGUAUCGAAAAGAUUAGAGAACUUGAAGCUGCUUGGCAAGUGGUACCUGAAGAAGCAGUCGAAGACACUAAACCACGCCAAGCACCAGUGUUUGUCAGUAGACCUGAACCAGUUUCAGUAGAGGAAGGAGAAUGGGCGAGAUUCUGCUGCAGAGUUACAGGCCAUCCUCGUCCGCGUGUCAUGUGGCUUAUCAACGGACACACUGUUGUCAGCGGCUCCCGCUACAAGCUCACCUACGAUGGCAUGUACCACAUGGAUAUCCCAAAAACUCGCCAGUACGACACUGGUAAGGUAGAAGUGAUUGCUCGCAGCUCAGUGGGAGAGGCUAUCGCCGAAACUGAGCUCAAAAUUAUCCCCAGACACGAUGACUACAGAGGAGUUCUUAAGAAUUCGCCAAGACCUUGGUACGAUCUAGAACUAACUGAAUACCAAAAAGAACGCGCAGAAACCGAACUCGAACGAGUAUUCGACGAGCGAAAUACUGCCCUUAGAGAAGGUGGCGUGAACGUCACCGGCGAACACGUCCAACCCAAAGAAUUCAGAGAAACCGAGACGGAAUGGCAGCGCAGCGUGAAAGAUAAGAAGGGACAAGAGUAUUAUGAUAAGAUACAGGAACUUGAAAACCAACAGGUCUCCAAGGAGAUCAGACUUCGGGAAUCAUCCCACCAGUUCGCUAUUCCCGGAGAGAAGAUUCUUAGCAGUUCUAUGGCUAGAGGAAUGGCUCAGCAAUAUGAAGAAAAUCUUGAUGAAAAACCAAACUAUGACAUCAACUUAGCACCUGUUCCCCGACUACCAAAAGCGGAACAAGCCAAGCCUGUGCCACACAAAGACCAAGUACAGUUGAGAAAGACCGACAAAGGUCAGGAGUUCAUCCAGCACGAAGUAGACAUCGACUCUAAACAAGGAGCCUAUCCACCAGAUCCAACCGAAACUGGAGUACACGGUAGAGAAAUCCACGUUACUAAACAAAAACAGGUUCAAAAAGAACAAAAGGGAGAUCUAGAAAUUACUAGAAAUAUCACAGCUACUGAAACGACUGAUGUUGAACACAAAGCAAAGACCACAGAAAGAGUAGUCCAAGGCCAAGUACUACCAUCCAAUCCUCCAGUAUUUACCAAGAAGAUUAAGCCAGUAAGAGCGUUCGAAAAUGAUUCUGCCAAAUUUGAGGUUGAAUUUGAUGGUGAUCCGUUACCUAAAAUUACCUGGUUCAGGGAAGAUUUCCCCAUUACCAGUUCACCAGAUCUUAAAGUUUAUACCUUCAGUACUAAGUCCAUCCUUCAAAUGAGACAAGUGUUUAUGGAGGAUUCUGGUGUGUUCAGUGUGGUUGCUGAAAAUAGAGGAGGUACUGCUAAAUGCAGUGCCAACUUGGUAGUACAAGAAAGACGAAGACAUGGUACACGUGGUGCUGUUCCACCUAGCUUCACAGCCACAAUUCAAAGUACCAAAGCUAACGUAGGACAACUAGUAAGAUUCGAUGCUAAAAUAGACGGUACCAAACCUAUUGAUGUGUACUGGUUGAAAAACGGAAAGAAAAUUGUGUCUGAUAUAAGAUACAAAACUUUGGAAGAAGACGAAAUCUAUACUCUUCUCAUUAUUGAAGUUGUUCCAGAAGAUACCGGUAAAUAUGAAUGUGUCGCUAUCAACAACUCUGGAGAAGCUAGAUGUGAAGCUGAAUGUGUAGUUACUUCACCAUCUGCUGCCCAGAAACCCGCCAAACCCACAACUCCCGGUGCGGAAAAGGCUCCUGCCCUUCUAGAACCUCUCAAAGAUCAGACUAUUAAAGAAGGACAAGCUGUCGUGUUCAGAUGUAAGAUUUCAGCUAAACCAACUCCAGUUAUUAAGUGGCAAAAGGCUGAUAAGGUCAUCAAGCCAUCUAAAUACUUCCAAAUGACCAAAGAAGGGGACUUCUGCACAUUAAAGAUCUCAGAAGCUUUCCCUGAAGAUGAAGGAGUCUACAAAUGCGUCGCUGAAAAUCCUGCAGGCGCUGUUAGUACUCAAGCUAAGUUGAAGGUUAUUGCACCAGAAACGCAAGAAGUUGCACCAUCACUAACCCCAAUGAAAGACGUUACUGUACCUGAAGGUAGCCCUGCUCAAUUCAAGACUACUAUUUCUGGAAAACCUAAGCCCACCAUCCAAUGGUUGAGGGAGGGAUUCCUUAUUCCAGAAUCGCCAGAUUUCCAGAUGAUCCAAGAAGGAAACAACGCUAUUCUAUUGAUUUCCUCAACCUACGAAGAAGACACUGGCUUAUUCACCUGCAGAGCAACUUCAUCAGCCGGUCAAGUUGAACAAUCUGCGAAACUAACCGUAAAAAGACGAGUUGGAACGUACAGAAAAUCUGCCAAAACCGAUGUUACCGAUCGAGAUGAUCAACAAAUCAUUACUAAAGAUGGCUACACAACAGGAGGACCUGGAGUUACUCACCAGCAAGCUACACUCGGCUCAAAAGGUGGUCCUCAACAACCACUGGACGCAAACGAGCUCCCUGUAGGUGAUGAAUCAUUACCUUGGAGGCAAAAAGGAAUUCGUAAAACAUACCGAAAAGACUCAACAAGUUUACAGAAAAUAUUGGUGGAACAAAAAACGCAGGCUCAACCUUGGACUGAGGAACAGAUAGUUUUGAAGAAAACCAAAAUAGAAAGAAAAGAGAUACAAAGAGAAAAAUUAGAAGAUGUAACAUUAAAACCUUUAUUGCAGCCAUUUACCGAAACUGACGAUACAUCUCUAUUAUCCCUAUCAGAAAUUGAAAGGGAAAAAAUUAGUCAACAGGAAGCAUUAGUUAAGAAAGACUGGCGUAAAGAACGUAGACCUGAACAACAUUUGCAACAACACCUGGAAACUGAAGAUAGUACUACGCUGUCCUUAAGCGAACAUGAAAAAGUACAAGCCGAUCAAACGCUCACGCAACGAGACUGGAGACGUCAGAAACAAACUCUUGAAAGGAAAGUACACGAAGAAGACUCAACACUAUUAAAAUUAGACGAACGAACAACGGAAACGAGUCAACAAGAUACAGCAAUCAAAGAUUGGCGUAAACGCAGAGAUAGAGGAGACGAAAAAAUUAAAGAAGAUUUAAAAGAGGAAACUCAAACUCUGGAAACUGAAGAGAAAGUUCCACAGGAACCAGUUCCUUGGAAUCAGCAAGAAAUUACAUUAAAGAAAACACCUCGACAACGUAAGGAAGUUCAAAAAGAGACUUUGGAAGAAGUAACCCUUAAACCAUUCAGAAAAUCAUCUGCAACUAGUCAGACGGUUGAAGAAACAACUACUGUUACUACACAAAUAAAACCUGAUAAAGUACACACUGAAGAAUCAAGUCUGUUAAAGUUAACUGCAGCUGAAAGCAUUGAAGAAACUAAAAAACAAGAAACGAAGGGUUGGCGUAAACCUAGAGAAGAAAUUAAACCAGUGGAGAAACAGCUGGUUACUGAAGAUGCAACUAUCUUAAGAAUAGAUGAAAACCAGAACGUAGUAGAGGUGCAACAGGCUGAAUCUCGUGGUUGGAGGAAACCUAAGGAAGCAAAACCAAGCGAACAAUCAGAAGAAGAAAAGCCCAAAGUAGAUGAGCAAAAGCCUGAACCAGUGCCAUGGAAUAAAGAGCAAAUCACUCUUAAGAAAACUCAGAUUGCUAGAAAAGAACAAACCAAGGAAACCUUAGAACAAGUAGGCUUAAAACCAACGAGGAAAACAGUGCCAGAAGAGCACGUAGAAGACAAACAAAUUUUGACUCUUAAAGACAACGUAGAGGAGAAACAAGUUAAACAACCUGAAACACAACAAUGGAGAAAACCAAAACAACUUGAAGAAAAGCCUAUAAUAGAAGAUAAAGAUGUACUGACCGCCAAGGAAGAAACUAUGCCAGAACAACAAGUUCCAGGAGAGGAGCUUAUCCCCUGGAAUAAGCAAAAAAUUGAAUUAAAGAAAACUCGAAGGGAAGUAAAACAUAUACAGGAAGAUAAAAUUGAAGAAGUGCAACUGAAACCAACUCGAAAGAUUCAUACGGAAGAAGAAGAAAUUAUUACUGAAGAAAUCCAAGAUCAAGACGGUAAGCAGAAAAUCAUUAAAAAGAGUGUAAUUAAGGAUCAAAAACAUAUAGAAAAAGAUGAAACAAAAACAAUAGAAAGUUUAAAACCAGAUGAAGAAGUAACAGAAUCUUCAGAAGUAACUCAAGUAAUAUCUGAAACUAAAUCCUGGCGACAACCAAGAAAACAAAAACCCGAAGAAACAGAAGAUCAACCAGAAAAACCCAUUUAUAAAGUUAGAGAAGAAGAGAUUAUACUGCAGGAAGCGGAAGAGGAGAUAGUACCAUGGAAAAAUCGAGCUAUUGUUCUUAAGAAGACCAAAAUCGAGAGGAAAGAACAGAAAAAAGAUGAAGUGGAAAAAGUAGAACUUAAACCGUUUAAGAAACAACAUAUCGAAGAUGAAGAAUUCAUUAGUGUCGAUCAAGAGAAAGAACAAACAAGACCAGUAGAGGAACAGAAAGAGGAAAUUGUAGAAACACAAGUAGUUGAAACUAAAGGUUGGCGUAGACAAAGACAACCUCUUAAACCAGAAAUUAAGGACGAAAAGCCAGAAGCAGAGGGUGUAGAAGAUAAGCCCAGCCAAGUAUAUCAAGCAACAGAGGAAGACGUAAUUCCACAAAAGCCUAAAGAAGAGAUGAUUCCAUGGAACAAACAGGAGAUUGUAUUAAAAAGAACUAAGGUUGAAAGAAAGGAACAAGUGAAGGAAGAUAUAGAAAAGGUUGAAUUAAAGCCAUUUAAAAAGCAGCAUACUGAAGAAGAAACUCUAAUAGAGGAUAUCACAGACAAAGAUCAAGAAGAGACUGAAACAAUUAAACAAAAAGAAGCUAUUAGAAAAGUAAGAAAGGAGAGGAAACAUAAAGAAGAACACAUAGAAAAAGAAGAACAGGAAAAGCCUGAACAAAUCGCUAAAGAAGAAACCAUAAAAACUGACACUGCGAAAAUAGAAGAAGUACCUGAAACAAAAUCAUGGCGUAAACCAAAGCCACUAAAACCAGAAACUACAGAAGAAAAACCUGAAACUAGCCCACAAGAAAUUUAUGAGGCCAAAGAAGAGGAAACAGUUAUUCAAAAACCAAAAGAAGAAAUUAUUCCAUGGAAUAAACAAGAAAUUACUUUAAAACGAACUAAGGUAUCUAAGAAAGAGCAAGUUAAGGAAGAAAUAGAACAAGUAGAAUUAAAACCACAUAAGAAACAUGUAGAAGAAGAAUCAAUUGUAAAAGAUACUCCGGAAAAAGCAGAAGAAAAUAUAGAAAUAAUUACACAAAAACAAGUAAUUAAAAAGGUUAAAAAGGACAAGAAGGUUGAAGAGAGAGAUGUAAAAAUAGAAGAAGAAGAAAAACCGCAAUAUGUGGCGAAAGAAAUAGAUGUUAAACCUGAAGACUCAACAAUCGAAAAAGUUGAAGAAGUGAAACAAACUGAUACUAGAUCUUGGCGAAAACCAAAGAAACCAAUUCAACCAGAAGUUGAAGAACAAAAACCUGAAAGUGGCACUACCGAACAACCAAAGGAAGUUUAUGAGGUAACGGAAGAAGAUACCGUCUUCGAAAAGUCCAAAGAAGAAGUCAUUCCUUGGAAUAAGCAACAGAUUACACUAAAAAGAACAAAAAAAGAAAAGAAAGAACAAGUUAAGGAUGAGAUAGAAACUGUUGAAUUAAAACCGCAUAAAAAACAACACGUAGAAGAAGAAACUAUUAUAAAGGAUAUUAUUGAAGACAAAGAAGAAGACGUAAAAGUCAUUACAGACAAGAAGGUGAUUAAAAAGGUUAAGAAAGACAAAAAGUUCGAAGAGAAAGAUGUAAAAAUAGAAGAAGAAAAACCGCAAUAUGUAGCGAAAGAAGUAGAUGUUAAACCUGAAGAUUCAACAACCGAAACAGUGGAGGAAGUCAAGCAAACCGAUACUAGAUCUUGGCGAAAACCAAAGAAAUUAAUUCAACCAGAAGUUGAAGAACAAAAACCUGAAAGUGGCACUACCGAACAGCCAAAGGAAGUUUAUGAGGUAACGGAAGAAGAGACCGUCUUCGAAAAGUCCAAAGAAGAAGUUAUUCCUUGGAAUAAGCAACAGAUUACACUAAAAAGGACAAAGAAAGAAAAGAAAGAACAAGUUAAGGAUGAGAUAGAAACUGUUGAAUUAAAACCGCAUAAGAAACAACACGUAGAAGAAGAAACUAUUAUAAAGGAUGUUACUGAAGACAAAGAAGAGGUUGUGGAUGUCACUACAGGCAAGAAAGUGAUUAAAAAGGUUAAGAAAGACAAAAAGUUCGAAGAGAAAGAUAUAAAAAUAGAAGAAGAAGAAAAACCGCAAUAUCUAGCGAAAGAAGUAGAUGUUAAACCUGAAGAUUCAACAACCGAAACAGUUGAGGAAGUCAAGCAAACUGAUACUAGAUCUUGGCGAAAACCAAAGAAACCAAUUCAACCAGAAGUUGAAGAACAAAAACCUGAAAGUGGCACUACCGAACAACCAAAGGAAGUUUAUGAGGUAACGGAAGAAGAGACCGUCUUCGAAAAGUCCAAAGAAGAAGUCAUUCCUUGGAAUAAGCAACAGAUUACACUAAAAAGGACAAAGAAAGAAAAGAAAGAACAAGUUAAGGAUGAGAUAGAAACUGUUGAAUUAAAACCGCAUAAGAAACAACACGUAGAAGAAGAAACUAUUAUAAAAGAUAUUAUUGAAGACAAAGACGAGGAUGUAAAAGUCACUACAGACAAGAAAGUGAUUAAAAAGGUUAAGAAAGACAAAACGUUCGAAGAGAAAGAUGUAAAAAUAGAAGAAGAAGAAAAACCGCAAUAUGUAGCGAAAGAAGUAGAUGUUAAACCUGAAGAUUCAACAACCGAAACAGUUGAGGAAGUCAAGCAAACUGAUACUAGAUCUUGGCGAAAACCAAAGAAACCAAUUCAACCAGAAGUUGAAGAACAAAAACCUGAAAGUGGCACUACCGAACAGCCAAAGGAAGUUUAUGAGGUAACGGAAGAAGAGACCGUCUUCGAAAAGUCCAAAGAAGAAGUCAUUCCUUGGAAUAAGCAACAGAUUACACUAAAAAGAACAAAGAAAGAAAAGAAAGAACAAGUUAAGGAUGAGAUAGAAACUGUUGAAUUAAAACCGCAUAAGAAACAACACGUAGAAGAAGAAACUAUUAUAAAAGAUAUUAUUGAAGACAAAGACGAGGAUGUAAAAGUCACUACAGACAAGAAGGUGAUUAAAAAGGUUAAGAAAGACAAAAAAUUCGAAGAGAAAGACAUAAAAAUAGAAGAAGAAGAAAAAACCCAAUAUGUAGCGAAAGAACUAGAUGUUAAACCUGAAGAUUCAACAUUCGAAAAAGUUGAAGAAGUCAAACAACCGGAUACUAAAUCUUGGCGAAAACCAAAGAAACCAGUUCAACCAGAAAUUGAAGAACAAAAACCUGAAAGUGGCACUACCGAACAACCAAAGGAAGUUUAUGAGGUAACGGAAGAAGAGACCGUCUUCGAAAAGCCCAAAGAAGAAGUAAUUCCUUGGAAUAAGCAACAGAUUACACUAAAGAGAACAAAGAAAGAAAAGAAAGAACAAGUUAAGGAUGAGUUAGAAACUGUUGAAUUAAAAGCUAUCAAAAAACCUGAAGAAGAGGAAGUUGUCAAAGAAGAAGCAGUGAUAUUAGAAACACCCGAACAAGAAAUUGAAUCAGAAAAGGAAAAGGGCGUUAAAAAGGUUAAGAAAGAAAAGAAAGCUAAAGAUAAACGUGAUGAAACUAAGGAGAUCGAGAAACCAACAGAAAUAGCCGAAGAAGUUACACAUAAACCCGAGGAAGCAACAGUUGUGGAAAUACCAGAAUCAAAAGAAACUGAAACAAAACCUUGGCGCAAAUCUAAAAAGACAGAAACACACGAAGAAGUUGCUCCAGUAAAGCCAGAAAUAUCAGAAACCAAACCAUCAGAAAUUUAUCAAGUAAAAGAAGAAGAAUCUCUUUUGAAAGAGACACAAGAAGAAAUUAUUCCAUGGAAUAAAGAAGCGAUUAAACUAAAACGUACAAAAGUAGAUAGAAAAGAAGCUGUUAAAGAUGAAUUGGAAAAAGUUGAGCUUAAACCACUUAAGAAAAAACCUGUCGAAGAAAUUAUUAAGUCAUCUUCAUCAGAAGAAGAAAAGGAAGAGGAAUUAGAGCAACAAGUUGAUCAAAAGAUACGUAAAACCAAAGAGAAAAGAAGGAGAAAACCCAAGGCAGAAAAACCUAAGGCGGAAACAGUUGAGGUUCCCGAGAAAGAGGAAACGCAACCUGAGGAGAUAAAACCAGAAGAAAUUAAAUCUCCAGAAUCAAUCAUUAUCGAAACCGUUACUGAAGUUGAAGAUACCGUAGUCUUAAAAGUAGAUGACAAGGAAAAACCCAAACCAAAGACUCCUAAGAAAUUCCAAAAAGAAGAAAUUACACCUGAGGAAGUUAAACUGAAACCUGUUCAAAGGCGAGAAAUUCCAGAACAAAAGGAAGUAAGUGAAAUGGAUCAAAUUAGCCUGAAACCAAUACCUCACCAAGAGAUACACGUUGAAGAAAAACGUGAAAAGAAGGUAAAACCUAAGAAGCCAGUAAAAUAUGAGGAUAUGCCAGAAAUUGAAGAAGGAGAAAAAUAUGUUCCUGAAGUUGCUGAAAAAAUUGAGUUUGAAGAAAAACCAAAAGAGGUUACUGAAACACAACCUACACCUUGGCGUCGUCAAGAAAAACCAAAGAAAGAAGAGAUAGAAGAAGAAAAGAUUACAUUGAAGAUUGGAAAGGGUAAAAUACCAAAAGAAGAGGAAAUCAAAGAGGAAGUUACACUUAAACCUAUUAAAAAGACUCCAAAAGAAACUGAAGAUAUUUCUGAAGUAUCUCAACCAAAACAAAUACCAAAAUCUGACAUUCAGCCUAAAGAAUACGAGAAGAUAGAUUUUGAUGUUACUCCUAAAGUAACUGAGGAAAAACCACAAAUUGUAGAUAUGACACCAGUCACUAUAUCAGAAGAAAUUCGCGAAGCAGAACCUGUGCCAGAAGAGCCUAAAGCUCCUUGGAGGAGAACUCCAAAAGAAAAACCGGUAGAAACUGUAGAAACAAAAGAAAUGCCAAAGGGUAAAAGGAAGCCUCUUCCUGAAGAAGAAAAGGAAGAAAUCAAACUUAAGCCAAUCUCUAAAGAAAAACCAGAAGUUCCAGAGUAUAAAACAGAGGUAGAAGAAGUAAAGCGAGAAUCAGCAGAGGUUAUAGAAAUAAAGGAAUAUGAUGAUCAAAUUAAAAUACAACCAAUUGACAAGAAAACAAAGAAAGAUAAGAAAACACGGCCUAAACCAAAGGAAGAAGAUAAACCAGAAUUUACAGCCGAUGAAGAAACUAAGGAUUUCCAAACAACUACAGUCGAGGAAAUCUUAGAAGAAAAAAUACAGGAGUUGGUUCCUGAAAAGGCUAAGGAAGAAGUAAUUGAAGUUCCAGAAGAAACAAAAGUAGUUUCUGAAACUGAGAUUACACUAGUGGAAAAGAAAGCUCCUGUUAAACCAAAGGAAGUUGAAGAGAAGCAGCCAACAGAAGAGGCUGAACAGGUCACAUACCAAAAAGAUAUGACUGUUCAAAUUACGUCAAAGAAAGUCAAGAAGGAUAAACAGAAAACAGUUUCAUUUGACGACAGUCAACCAAUUCCAGAACUAGAAAUUAUAUCUCAAAAACGUAUCACCGAGAUAAUAGACAAAGUACCCGAAGAAACUGUGCGAGAUGAUGUAGAAGUGCAAGAAAAGACUGUUCAAAAGACUGUUACACAAAAAACAAUCGAAAAACGGGUCAAAAAGAAAACUAUCGCUCCUAGAUUUAUUCAAAGAGUUGAGCCUGUGGUUGCCGAAGAAGGCAAGCCAGCUACCAUAAUCUGUAAAGUGGAUGGAAGUCCAUUCCCUGAUAUUACAUGGUACAAAAACGAAAAAGUGUUCCAAGCCACCGAAAGAGCAUACGUUAAUAUUGUGGAAAAUACCGUCACCUUGGAAUUUGCUAAAGUUGAGCCUCAAGAUGUAGCCAUUUAUUCUUGCAAAGCAACGAAUUCAGCUGGUGCAGCCACAUCUACUGCCAAUCUUGUUAUCUUAGAAAAAGAAGAAACUGGGGAAGCUCCACACUUCGUCAAACCCUUACAACCUCAAAUAAUUGAAGAAACUGAGGUGGCCAAGCUGGAAUGUGUCGUUACAGGUCAACCAACGCCUAAAGUGUCUUGGUUCAAAGAAGGAAAACCUGUCAAACCAAGCCCAGAACAAAAAAUAUCCUUCAACCCUGAGACUGGUGUAUCUACAUUAGAAAUCCUGAAACCAACACCACUGGACGAGAAAGUUUACAGUGUAAAAGCUGAAAACAAAUUCGGUAAAGCAGAAUGUAGAGCUAAUUUGGUAAUAUCUAAAUCAGUAGUGGUUUCCCAACCAGUCGUGAUGUAUGCUCCAAAAAUAACAAAACCAGUGCAAGCAGUUUUAGCUAAACCAGAUGAAGAAAUUGUUCUAGAAGCAAGCUUCGAAGGAACACCAACACCUGAAAUUACUUGGUUAAGAAACGGCACUGAGAUUAAACCUACUAAAGACUAUAUUAUAGAAACAAAGGAAAAUACAACGAAAUUAACAAUAAAGAAGAAUUUGAAUAAGAAACAAAAAGGAGGAAAGUAUGAAGUGCGAGCUAAGAAUCCAAGAGGUGAAGCUAGAUCCUCUGGAUCAGUACAAGUGGUUGAGCAGCCUUACGACGCACAACCACCCAGGUUUGUUGAACUUAUUAAACCACAAAAAGCCACUUUAGGAGAUAUAAUAAUAUUAGAAGCUACAGUCGAAGCUAUUCCAGAAGCAACAUUCCAGUGGUUCCACGAGACCUUACCUCUAGAAACCUUAGAAACCAGUCGUAUCGUUACUAAAGGUAAUAAAUCAGUUUUAUUAAUAUCACAAGUGACUCCAGAACUUGCCGGAUCAAUCACUUGUAGAGCUGAGAACGUAGCAGGCUCAGUGACAUGUACUGCGUCGAUAAGAAUUAUUGAAGAGACUGAAUACGAAGAAACCAACGAAUUGGAAUAUCCCAGAUUCGUCAAACGACUAUCUCCUGUAAGAGUUAUGGAUGGCGAAAAGGUCGAGUUUAGUUGUGUAGUCAUCGGUAAGCCCGUUCCAAAGGUUGAAUGGUUCCACAAUAACAUUCCAGUUAAGGAAGCCAAAGAUGUUGUCAUUUAUCAAGACACCGAAGGUUUAUGUACGUUGGCCAUAACUGAAGUGUUCCCAGAAAAUGCUGGAGAAUACACUUGUGUUGCAGCUAAUCGAAUCGGUGAAGCUAUUUGCAAAUCCUCUUUGAUUGUAGAAGCUUAUGAGUAUGUUCCUGAUUCUGAAUUGGGCCACAUGACCGGUUCCGAAGAGGAUCUUUUGGCAGAUAAGACUAUAAGUGAGACUGAUUACUUCCCAUCAGACAGUGACGUAGAAUGUGCCCCCAAGAUUAUCAAGAAGUUGCCUCAGGUACUUACAGUGAAAGACGGAGAAGUUACCAAGUUUGAAGUCCAAGCAGUAGGAAAACCUAAACCAGAAGGUAAAUGGCUCAAACACGGCGAAGAAAUAAUCCCUUCGCACGAAUUCAUGAUAGAAAACUUCGAUGAUGGAACUUCAAUCUUAACCAUUUCAGAAGUUUAUCCUGAUGAUACUGGUGAUAUUGUGUACGAAGCUACAAAUCCACUUGGAGUCGCAGUAACAAGUUCUCAACUACUCGUCGAAAGCGUUGAAGGUAUUGUAGGUACCAAGGAGUACCGCAAGCCCGAAUGGGUGACCCACAUGGAAGAGCUGUCUGCAGCAUUAAAAGCUGCACAAAGUCCUCCAACAUUUAUACAUGAAAUUACAAAUAUUUUCACGACAGAAGCAGAAACUAUUAAAUUUGAAGCUUUCGUUUCUGGAACACCUCAACCAGAUGUGAUAUGGUAUCACAAUGACAAAAUAAUCCGUAACACUGACCGAGUCAAGGUUUUAAUUGAUGACCAAACAACUAGUGUGACAAUAACAGAUGUAACACCCGAAGAUGUUGGAACUUAUGUUUGUAAAGCUGUCAGCACGAUUGGCGAAGCCAUCACCAAAGCCAAUCUCAAUGUUCAAGAAAUACCAGAAUAUAAAAAGGAGGAGAUAAAAAUACGCAAAGCAAAGGAACAGGAAGAAAAGGUGAAGAAGGAACGAGUCACAAUCGAGAAGAAGAAGGAAGUAAGGAGACGUGUUACCACGAAGAUGACUGAAGAUCAAGAAUCUUUAGGCGUUACUGAAGUACAAGCAAUAGAAUCUACCAAAGAAAUUCCAGAAGCUGAUAAACCAGCUAAAGCUAAGCCUAUAUUAGACAUACAGGAACCACUUAAGACUGAAGCAAUAGCAACAGCUAAGAAGAUCGAUGAUUACACAGAAGAUAUACCCGAAGAAAAAGCAACUGAGUUACUUUCCCCAGCUGAGGCAACUUACGCCGAAGAAAUCCUUACGGAAGAGAUUAUAAAGGACAUCGAAAAGAUUCUUCCGAAGACCACCAAGGCAACAAGAACCACUCAGUCUGGAGUUACUGAAAUAGCGGACAUAACAGAAAUCAAUUUGGAACAAAUUAUAGAACGGUGCGAGAAAAUCAUUCGCAAGAGUGAGCUCAAAAUGGCCAAAGAAGUUAGUGAGAUGUUGAAGUUCAAGAGUCCAAAGCAGUUUGGACCUGGUGAAAAUCCUCUCAGGGAAAUCGCUGAAAUUGGUUACUUGCUGAAGAACGGAAUAACCGUGAAAGAGGUUACUGUUCUUUACGAUGAAGACAGAUUCCCAUCUCUAAAAUCACCCCAAGCGCAAUCUGCUAUGGUAAACGUAGUGGAACGUAAAGGGUAUGGACCUUUAGUAUCGGAAGUGCUAACUGAAGAGAGUACUGUAGAUGAAACCAAACUCGCAGCCACUGUAGGAUUUAGGGCUUUUAUGAAGAUGAUAGAAGCUAAUUAUGUUACUAUCGAAGAAGUUAUUACUAGUUUUACACCCCAAGAUUUUCUCCAAAGGCUAUGGGAAACAGCUGAAGUUACUGAGGUAACUUCCAAAUCAAUCACAGAAACUGUUACUUUUGGUGAAAAGAUCGAAAUUAUUGAAGAUUCCGGAAAGAUAAUACGAAAGGAAGUUAGAAAGAAAGGGGACAUCGAAGAAACCCUUGAAGUCGAGGAGGACAUUGAGAGAGUAAUAAAAGGAGGACGCCCCGAGAAGCAGCACUCCGUAGAAAUUACGGAGAUCACAGAAGAAGAGGAGAAACCAAGCAUCGAGGAAGUCAAGACUGAAGAAAAUGUUGAGGAAAAUCGAGAUAUUAAGAAAAAAGUUAUUAAAAAGAGACUUAAAAAGAAAGAUAGCGAAGAUGAAAAAGUUGUGAUCGAAGAAAUUAUUGAAAAAGAAAUCGAUGUUAAAGGAAAAGCGGCUAAAAUAAAAGAUCAGCAAAGAGAAGAGAAAGUAGAAAUAGAAAUAGAAGAAAUCGUCGACGAAACCAAAGACAUUAAAAAGAAGAUUACUAUGUAUAAACCAAGAACUAGUGAAUAUGACAUGGAAGAGGAAAAAAUACAAACACUCGAAGAAGAAGAAACCCCAAGACAAAAAGAAAUUCCAAUAAGUUCUUCUAAAAUUGUCCAAGAAGCUGUAACAGUAGGGGAAAUAGCUCAUUUGGAUGACAAAAUCAAUGCAUUGAAAGCAGACGUUGACAUUGUGCCCCACUCAGCAAUUAUUAAUAAAGAAAUUAUUAGUAAUGAGAGUGAAAAGGGUUAUGAAAAAAUAGCAGAUUUGUCUGCUACAGCUGUCCCUCUUAUCGAUAGCAACGAAGCUGUCCAAAUAUCAGAACAAAGUAUUCACGAUACUCCAGAACAUAUUGAAGGUAAAUUUCAACCUGUUGGUUCAAGUGCACGGGAAACCCUACAACCACAUGAAGGAAUCCAAGUCGAGCAAGUGACUUUAGGAGAUACUUCUGAUAAAUUUGAUGAGCAUUUUGUUCCCCAAAACAAAGCUGUCCUGUCCAUUCUUCCCCAAGAAGCUCAGACAGUUACAGAAACGCAAGUAUCUCAGAAGGAAAAACAUUUUGAAACUCCUGGCGCAGAAACAGCCAAACCUUUGGAGAUAAAUACUUCUGUUAUGUAUUCUGAAGCUGUAUCCACAAGUGAAGUGGCUCAAACUAAUGAAAAAGUUGAGCAUUUACAAGCUACUAUGGAUCUGUUACCACUGAAUGCAAUUCAAGAACAAACUGUACUAGCAGAAGAAAAAGAAAGAUCUGGUAAAGAUUUCCAGCCAAACGCAUCAGUUGCUACUCAAGCAAUAGACAGCGUAGAAGCGUUUGAAAUUACAGAAACAACUAUUCAAAACACAACUCAAGAUUACACUACUGAACAAAAACCUUCCAUGUCAACUGCUUCGUCUGAAAUUAUUUCUAAGGAAGGAAUUUUGGUACAAGAACACCAUUUAGGAGAUGUACCAAGUGACUUACAAACAGCGGAAACUAUGAAAGAGUCAGCCAACGUUGGAAUAAUACCUCAAGAGGCUAAAUAUGUAUCUGAUGUACAGGUGUCUCAAAAAGAAGUAGAUCUUGAUGAGUAUUCUAAACCAAAAGGAGUUUAUGCUGAAACUGCAUUUUCGACUAAAGAAAGUAUAACUGUAGAGGAAGUCCAACAAGGUAUGGCAGAAGAAGGUUUAUCUUUGCCUAAACCAACUGGCGUUAAACCAAAAUAUAACAUUGACGUCAGAGAGCCUUUGACAAUAGAAGAAGUUUUGGCUGAAGAUAAACCCGGUAAACAUCUUCCAGAAGCUUUCGUAGCAACUGAAAUUGCUGCUCAAACGAUCAUUCCACAAAAAUCACUAUCUCAACAUCAAACCGUGGCUCCUGAAUUGGAAGGAGAGUAUAUACCUGGCAGAUUACCCCCUGCUCAAACAGCUCUAUUGAAUGUUUCCAGUGAAGAAGGAGUAAUUGUUUCACAAACUGAAAUAUCAGAGAAAGAAAAAGAAUUAGACAAAUUUAAACCAGAAGAAAGUGUACAAGCACUAGAGAAUAUCAUUCUUUCAGAAGGAGUAACAGUAAGUGUGACAGAUUCGCAACAACCACAAAGAGAUCUUACUGUUGAAGAAUUUAAUUAUCAAAAGAGUACUGUAGAGAUUUCUCCGCUAGAGUCAAUUGUAUCGCAAACCACUUUCUAUAAUGAAAGUGAAAAUAAAUAUGAAGGAGAACAACCUGCAGGUAAAACUGCCGAUUCUUCAUUCAGUUUAAUAGAAACUACCAGCAAAACGGUUACAACUGUUCACGAAUCUGAAGCUGAAUUACCAACAGAAUCUAAACCAACGAAAAUACAGGCAGAACAAUAUAUUUCUCCAAAUCAACCUCUAAAUAUUGAAGAAGUAGAAACAAGCGAAUUGCCUGAUACAUUUAAAGACUAUCCUAAGUUCACCACAGAUGUAGCUUUAGUUGAUAUUGAAACCAGCGAAGCUACUAAAAUUACAGAAGCUAAUAUAAUUGAAUCUGAGGCUCUAUAUGAAACUUCUCCAAAAGAAAGUUUUACUGUGGAAGCUUCCUUAACAUCACCACAUCAACAAGUUGAAGUUACAGAAUCUCAAUCUUUAGAAAGUGAGAAAGAACUAAGUAAAUUCGAAUUACCAGAUUCUCAUCAUGUCAAACAAGUCCCAACAAAUCUUCUACCGACAGGAAUAACAGAAGAAACAAUAACAGAUGAUAGUAUCGACAUUCUGAAGGCUCUUAAAACUGAUGAAGGCCGAGCAGAAUGUAUUCAAGCUUUACAUAAAGAAGUUGUUAUUUCUGAAGCAGUUGCUUCUGAAGAUAUAGAAGCCAUAAAAUCAGUUGAUACUGAUUCUAAGCAAGCCUUACAAACUCUUUUGCCAAAUGAGGCUAUAAAUAUAACUGAAGUAAGAGUGGAAGAUAGUGAAAAACAAUAUUUGCCAGAAGAACUACCAGCUGGUGUUCAAGCUUCACUUGAUAUUUCUUUCCAACAAGUUGCUAGUCAUCUGAUAACGGAGACUCACGAAUUACCAAGUGAUUUAAAGAUCGUUGAAUCUCUGCCAGCUACAGCUAAUACAGAACAAGAGAGUUUAAGUACUUUGCAAGUUACUGAGUACGAGACGGCAGAAAAAGAAAAGGAAUAUGUCGAAACUAAACCAGAAACUAAAAAUAUUACUGUUGACUUAACAGAAUUGCUUACAGGAGCCAAUGUAUCACAGGUUCUACUAAAUGAAAAAGAAGAAUUAUGUGAUGAACAACCAAAGCCGUUACAAGUUUUAGCUUCUAAAGCGUUGGAGCUUCAAGAAGUAAUUGUAACUUCAGAAAUAGAAAGUGUCGUCCAUGCUGACUUUAUAGAAGACGAAGAAAUUCCAACAGGUCGCGCUAAAAAAUACACUAAACCCUUCACUGAGCUCAUAGUUACAGAAACUAACAUAACAGAUGUGGAAAAAGUAUUUGCCCCUGAUAUGUUACCUUACUCAAAGCAGGCCAAUGUAGAUAUUUUGCCAGGACAAGCGAUAUCUGUCACUGAAACAAUAGUGGACCAGAAAGAAAGCGAUUUAAAAAUUCCCGAAGUUGAAUCAUCUUCGGCUCUUGUUAAUUUUGACGAACAGAAAUUAGCAGUUAAAGAAGAAUUGUUCACAGGAGUUGAACCAGGUCUUUUAAAACAAGAAACACCAGAGUCUGUUAUUGCAGCUACUACUCAGGAUUUAGCAGUUUCUUUGAUACAAACGGAAAUUACAAUUGGAGAGAAAGAAAGUGACAAGCUUCACGAUAUCGUACCUGAUAAGAAACAUGCACAUGUAGAAAUUUCAGAAACGACAAGUGUGAAUGUUACAGAGGUUACAGCAGAAGACAAGGAAAAUGUCUUGGAUGAAACACAAUCGCCACAAGGUGUUGAAGGAAAGCCAAGUAUUGUUCCAUAUGUAAGUGCUAUGACGGAACAAAUUUUAUCUGGGGAAACUAUGAGUCAACUUGACGAUAAAUCUUUCACUACAGAAAAGGCACAAGAAGACUUUUCAGCAGUCGACAGCUUAAUUACUACAGAAGCUAUUACCUUUGAAACGGAAAACCAGCUUACUGAAAUUCAACCAUCCACCAAACAAGCUCAUUCUGAGUUUCAGCCAGCAGAAGGUCUGGCAGUUACUACCGUUAUAUCGGAACAGAAAGAAGAACCCUUGGUAAAAGAAGCGCUUGACUUAAAAGCGGCUGAUUCUUCUUUAAUUCCUCAAGAUAUCAUUCAGGUUCAAGAAACUAUAGCACACGAUAACGUCAGUGAGUUUGUUAAGGAAAUUACUGAUGUUCAUUCGGCCACCAAAGUACAAUUAGAGCACCAAAGCUUAAUUAGUACAGAAGCUGUUAUUGGUGAAAGUGAAAAUGUUUUAGCAGAAAAAGAAGAACCGUUAAAACACAUAGCGGAUGUUCAAUUUGAAAAUUUGACAAUAUCUCAAAUUUCCGAGAUAAUUCCAUCUGAAAAGGAAGAUUCGUACGAAUCUGUCAAACCUAGCGAAGGGAAGACAGCAACGUCAGCAAUAGAUGUUCAACCAGUGGCAGAAACUACAGUUACGGAGAUUGAAGAAUCGGUGAGCAGUGUUAAAACAGAGGAAAGUAUUCCAAUGAAAGCAGAUAUUGAGCAAACCACUGUUGAAGCUGUGGUACAAACAAAAACUUUGGUUCAAGAAUCAGAGACAUAUUUCGAUAAACCAGAGCUUGCUUCUAAAAGUGCGGAAGUGACUUUUAUUACCGAUCAAAGUGUCACUGUUACCCAGACUGUUACCAAUGAAGCUGAAUCUUCGUUGGAACCACUAUCUCAACCAGAUGCAAUGUUGGCAUCUACCGAUUGGGAAACUCAUAGUAUUCCUUUGAAAACCGAACACAAGAUAAUGGAUAGUAUAAAAAAUAUUGAUGUAGAAGAGCCUAUAACAGUCAGUGCUACUACUGAACUGUCCACAUUACCCACUGCAGUACAAUCUGAAACUAUAGUUUCUGAGUUGGAAAGUGAUUCACCCGUUCUACAGAAACCUGAUAGCCAAGAGGUCUCCAUAUCUAUAAGAGAAGGUGAGUCUGUUACCGUAGAAACAGUGACAGUUCAUGAAAAUGAAACAGAAUUGUCCAAACUAGAUCUAAAUGAGAAAUUUGCAGCUGCGAAUAUUACUGACGCGAAGAGCAUAGUAUCUCAAUCACAACCUCUUGCUCAAGAAGCAUUAGAUGAUCUUGUUACAGAGUUAUCGCAACAUGGUAAAGCUGCCGAACUUUCAAUUCCUCUGGAUUACGUAACAGUACAAGAACAGAUAACGGUUGAUAACGAAGAGGAACUUGUAUUACCUAAAAAAGCACUUGAAGCUUUGGCUUCAGUAGACUUCGAGACAAAAGAAUCAAUUUCUACAAGGGAAGAAAUAGUAGGUCUAAAAGAAGAUGUACUUAGCCAAUUCAGUUUACCAGAAUUGAAACAGGCACAACCAUAUAUUGACGUUGUACAUAAAGUCGUUGAGCAAAACUUAAGUGAUGUUGUGGAAAGUACUGGUUUGCACAAAACUCCAGUAUUAGAGGAAUUAGUUGCCAAAGAAAAAGAAGAAGUUUUGAAUUCUCUUGUGGUUAGCGAAAACCUUUCUCAAGAAAAAGAAACGGAAUUUACAGGAGAAUUUAAGCCAUUUACAAGUGAAGCUACUAUUGGUUUAGAAGAAAAAUCACAAGGUUUGACUGUAACUGAAAUUAUUCCUCAAGAUAGCGAGGACAUUUUAGAGAAUUUUGCUGCCAAAUCAGGCCAAAUAGCAAAUCUUGAAUAUAAUUUAAUGACAGUUCCUGAACAAUCAGAAACAUAUACGGAAGAUACGUUUAAGAAGCUAGUAACUGUAUCAGAUGAUUCGUCAAUUGCAAAUGUAGAAACUAUACCGUAUAAAGGUCUAGUUGAAACAGUUCAUCAAGUACAAGAAAAAGAAGGAGAAUAUCAAAAAAUUGAAUUGUUAGGAAAACAAGCUGAAGCCAAAAUAGAUACAGAGUCAGCGGUAUCAGCAACGCAAAUUAUAGCAGCUGAAACUGAACAGACUUUAGACAAAUUUAAGGGACCUGAAACCGUUACAGCUAUACCUUCAAUUCUGGAGAAGAAAACUGCUGAAACUACAGAAGUACUAACACACCAAGUAACUGGUGAAGUUAAGUCCGAUGUUAUUGUAACGGCAACAGCUUUACCAGAAUAUAGUCCUUCAGAAGGACUUACCAGAAUUGAACCUAUAGUGGUUGAAAGCAUCGAUGACUUCACUGGUACACUAAAGCUAAAUACUGUCAGUGCUCAAGAAAAACUCGACGUAUUUUCAGAAGUAUCAGUAAGUGAGACACAUACAGAGGCUGUAGCUUCAGAAUUCAAGGUUGGAACAGAUAUGCCUACCGGUAAGGCUGAACCUCUUUUAGAUGCCGUUAAACAUCUACAAGCAUCAGAAGUGCAAACCUCUGAAAAUAUAACAGACUUACAUGUACCAGAAGUAACAAAAUCUAUAGGACAAGUUAGACAUGAUGAGCAUGAAAGUAUUAUUUUACAAGAAAAUAUCGUGCACGAAGCCGAAAAAGAAUUCACUGAUGCUCCUGUAGUUGAUUAUAAAACAGCUAGCAAAACACUUCCGGAAGUAGAUAGUAUAGCUGUAUCUGAAGUAAUGAUUCGUGAAACAGAAGUACCUCUGCAACCUAAAGAACUCGACGAGAAAAAAUCUGAAGUUAGUAUAGUACCCAUGAAACCUCUAACACAGACAGAAGUUGUAACUGGUGAUACAGCAAAUAAAUUUGACUCUGGAAGUACCCUUGUAGAUACUGCAGUACCUUCCCAAGAUAAUUUCGAAAGUAUUACUAUUUCUGAGAAUGUUGUUCAAGAAUCUGAGACAACUUUUGGUAGAGAGGAGGUAGAUAAUAAAACUGCCAAUGUCGAAUUAGUACCAGGAGAGCACGUUUCAGUAAGUGAAAUAGUAGUGAAUGAAAGUGAAGAAACGUUUACAGAUAAGCCAGCUAUAACAUCGGCAGCUGAAAAAUCUUUUGUUCCGCAGGAAGCUGCUCAAAUUACUGAAGUAAGAACAGAUAUGGGAAUAAACAAGUUAGAUGUUCCUAGUGCGGAGGAAAAAUAUGCUUCCAAAGAUCAUAUUCCACUAAAUACCCUUAACAUUACAGAAACCGUUAUUACAGAAACGGAAUCUCGUUUGGAAGUCAGUAAACCUGAUUAUGAGCAGUCUAUAGAUAUAACUUUAGAGAAACCUGGCAAGACAGCUGAAGUUUUACAAGUUUUAACAAGUCAAAGUGAAGCACCUCUAACUCAUGAUAAAUACAAUGAAACACGUGCAUCAUCUUCUAUAAUUGAACAAACCGUAGCGGAAGGAAGAAGCAUCAAAACACUAGAAAAUAUAUCAGAUCUGCCGGUAGAGGAAAAAGUAAUAUUCCAACAAGCUACUUCGCAUCGAGAUGUUGUACAUGGUGUUACGGAAACAACUGUGUUAACACAUGCAAAUACUGAUGACAUUGCAACUAAAUUACCAGAAUCUAAAAUUGCUAGUGAGACAUUAAGUUUGCAUGAAGGAAUAACUAUAACAGAAGUAACAACUCAUGGACAAACAGGCCAAGAAAUUGUAGAAUCUUCUGCAACCGAAACAACCGCUACCAAAGAUAUCGAGCACAAAAGAUCUAUAAUAACUGAAGAAGUUACUUCGUAUCAGUCUCAUGAUACAAUAGAUUCAAUGAAACCUAUUUUCCAUAAAGGUCACUUAAACUAUACCGAUUUUCCUCAACAUGAACUUAUUGUAACGGACCAAGUUUCUUCAGAUGAUAUAGGCUACAUUGAAAGUACACAGCCUACCUCAAAAACUGUGAAAAUUGUAAUGGAUGAAGUAUCUCCUAGCCUACAGAUAAGCGAAGUAGUACUUCACGAACAUGAGGGAACACUGGAGGCAUCCGAUAUACACAAAACACAAGCUAGACACACAUUUGUAAGAGGAGAGGAUAAUGUUGUUGAACAUCUGACACCAAACAUUCAACAACAUACAGACACUGAAGAGACACAAGAAAUCAUUACCAAAUUUAGGUCAGCACCAGAGGGUUCAGAACAUAUUACGGUGGUAGAGCGUAAAACAGUAAUAAGAAACAAAAAAAUUAAACAAGAGAGUGGUGAGGGUGAUGUCAUAAUUGAAGAAGUACUAGACGAAAUUCAUCCCACUAAACAAGAGGGCAAGAAACCAGAAACAACGGUGACUGUACAAGAACUAGACGCACCCGAAGAAAUAACUCCUGAAAAACCGACAUACGUGGUAGAGGAAUUGCCUGAAGAUAUACAAGAAACCGAAGUAGUCACAAUCGAUGGCAAAAAGAAGAAGAAGGUUAUUAAAAAACGAAUUAUCAAGAAGAUCAGGGAUGGAAAAGAAGAAAAAACUGAAAUAGUAACUGUUGAAGAGGAAGGCAAGAAACCAGAAACAACGGUGACUGUACAAGAACUCGAGGCACCCGAGGAAAUAACUCCUGAAAAACCGACAUACGUAAUCGAAGAAUUGCCUGAAGAUAUACAAGAAACUGACGUAGUCACAAUCGAUGGCAAAAAGAAGAAGAAGGUAAUUAGGAAACGAAUUAUCAAAAAGAUUAAGGGUGGCAAAGAGGAAAAAACAGAAAUUGUAACUGUUGAAGAGGAAGGCAAGGAACCAGAAACAACGGUGACUGUACAAGAACUCCAAGCACCCGAGGAAGUAACUCCUGAAAAACCUACAUACGUAGUCGAAGAACUGCCUGAAGAUAUACAAGAGACUGAAGUAGUCACAAUCGAUGGUAAAAAGAAGAAGAAGGUUAUUAGGAAACGCAUCAUCAAAAAGAUUAAGGAUGGCAAAGAGGAGAAAACAGAAAUUGUAACUGUUGAAGAAGAAGGCAAGAAACCAGAAACAACAGUAACUGUACAAGAACUCGAAGCACUCGAGGAAGUAUCUCCUGAAAAACCGACAUACGUAGUGGAAGAACUGCCUGAAGAUAUACAAGAGACUGAAGUAGUCACAAUCGAUGGUAAAAAGAAGAAGAAGGUUAUUAGGAAACGCAUCAUCAAAAAGAUUAAGGAUGGCAAAGAGGAGAAAACAGAAAUUGUAACUGUUGAAGAAGAAGGCAAGAAACCAGAAACAACAGUAACUGUAAAAGAACUCGAAGCACUCGAGGAAGUAUCUCCUGAAAAACCGACAUACGUAGUCGAAGAACUGCCUGAAGAUAUACAAGAGACUGAAGUAGUCACAAUCGAUGGUAAAAAGAAGAAGAAGGUUAUUAGGAAACGCAUUAUAAAAAAGAUUAAGGAUGGCAAAGAGGAGAAAACAGAAAUUGUAACUGUUGAAGAGGAAGGCAAGAAACCAGAAACAACGGUGACUGUACAAGAACUCGAAGCACCCGAGGAAGUAACUCCUGAAAAACCGACAUACGUAGUCGAAGAACUGCCUGAAGAUGUACAAGAAACUGAAGUAGUCACAAUCGAUGGCAAAAAGAAGAAGAAGGUAAUUAAGAAACGAAUUAUCAAAAAGAUUAAGGAUGGCAAAGAGGAGAAAACAGAAAUUGUAACUGUUGAAGAAGAAGGCAAGAAACCAGAAACGACAGUAACUGUACAAGAACUCGAAGCACCCGACGAAGUAUCUCCUGAAAAACCGACAUACGUAGUCGAAGAACUACCUGAAGAUAUACAAGAAACUGAAGUAGUCACAAUCGAUGGCAAAAAGAAGAAGAAGGUAAUUAAGAAACGAAUUAUUAAAAAGAUUAAGGAUGGCAAAGAGGAGAAAACAGAAAUUGUAACUGUUGAAGAGGAAGGCAAGAAACCAGAAACAACGGUGACUGUACAAGAACUCGAGGCACUCGAAGAAAUAACUCCUAAAAAACCGACAUACGUAGUCGAAGAAUUGCCUGAAGAUAUACAAGAGACUGAAGUAGUCACAAUCGAUGGCAAAAAGAAGAAGAAGGUUAUUAAGAAACGAAUUAUUAAAAAGAUUAAGGAUGGCAAAGAGGAGAAAACAGAAAUUGUAACUGUUGAAGAAGAAGGCAAGAAACCAGAAACAACAGUAACUGUACAAGAAUUCGAAGCACCCGAGGAAGUAUCUCCUGAAAAACCAACAUACGUAGUCGAAGAACUGCCUGAAGAUAUACAAGAAACUGAAGUAGUCACAAUCGAUGGCAAAAAGAAGAAGAAGGUAAUUAAGAAACGAAUUAUUAAAAAGAUUAAGGAUGGCAAAGAGGAGAAAACAGAAAUUGUAACUGUUGAAGAGGAAGGCAAGAAACCAGAAACAACGGUGACUGUACAAGAACUCGAGGCACCCGAAGAAAUAACUCCUAAAAAACCGACAUACGUAGUCGAAGAAUUGCCUGAAGAUAUACAAGAGACUGAAGUAGUCACAAUCGAUGGCAAAAAGAAGAAGAAGGUUAUUAGGAAACGCAUCAUCAAAAAGAUUAAGGAUGGCAAAGAGGAGAAAACCGAAAUUGUAACUGUUGAAGAAGAAGGCAAGAAACCAGAAACAACAGUAACUGUACAAGAACUCGAAGCACCCGAGGAAGUAUCUCCUGAGAAACCGACAUACGUAGUCGAAGAAUUGCCUGAAGAUAUACAAGAAACUGAAGUAGUUACAAUCGAUGGCAAAAAGAAGAAGAAAGUAAUUAAGAAACGAAUUAUCAAAAAGAUUAAGGAUGGCAAAGAGGAAAAAACAGAAAUUGUAACUGUUGAAGAGGAAGGCAAAAAACCAGAAACAACAGUAACUGUACAAGAACUCGAAGCACCCGAGGAAGUAUCUCCUGAAAAACCGACAUACGUAGUCGAAGAAAUGCCUGAAGAUAUACAAGAAACUGAAGUAGUUACAAUCGAUGGCAAAAAGAAGAAGAAGGUAAUUAAGAAACGAAUUAUCAAAAAGAUUAAGGAUGGCAAAGAGGAAAAAACAGAAAUUGUAACUGUUGAAGAGGAAGGCAAAAAACCAGAAACAACAGUAACUGUACAAGAACUCGAAGCACCCGAGGAAGUAUCUCCUGAAAAACCAACAUACGCAGUCGAAGAAUUGCCUGAAGAUAUACAAGAGACUGAAGUAGUUACAAUCGAUGGCAAAAAGAAGAAGAAGAAGGUAAUUAAGAAACGAAUUAUCAAAAAGAUUAAGGAUGGCAAAGAGGAAAAAACAGAAAUUGUAACUGUUGAAGAGGAAGGCAAAAAACCAGAAACAACAGUAACUGUACAAGAACUCGAAGCACCCGAGGAAGUAUCUCCUGAAAAACCGACAUACGUAGUCGAAGAAUUGCCUGAAGAUAUACAAGAAACUGAAGUAGUCACAAUCGAUGGCAAAAAGAAGAAGAAGGUAAUUAAGAAACGAAUUAUCAAAAAGAUUAAGGAUGGCAAAGAGGAAAAAACAGAAAUUGUAACUGUUCAAGAGGAAGGCAAGAAACCAGAAACAACGGUGACUGUACAAGAACUCGAGGCACCCGAAGAAAUAACUCCUGAAAAACCGACAUACGUAGUCGAAGAAUUGCCUGAAGAUAUACAAGAGACUGAAGUAGUCACAAUCGAUGGCAAAAAGAAGAAGAAGAUAACUAAGAAACGAAUUAUUAAAAAGAUCAAGGAUGGCAAAGAGGAAAAAACAGAAAUUGUAACUGUUGAAGAAGAAGGCAAGAAACCAGAAACAACAGUAACUGUACAAGAACUCGAAGCACCCGAGGAAGUAUCUCCUGAAAAACCGACAUAUGUAGUCGAAGAAUUGCCUGAAGAUAUACAAGAGACUGAAGUAGUCACAAUCGAUGGCAAAAAGAAGAAGAAGGUGAUUAAGAAACGAAUUAUCAAAAAGAUUAAGGAUGGCAGAGAGGAAAAAACAGAAAUUGUAACUGUUGAAGAGGAAGGCAAAAAACCAGAAACAACAGUAACUGUACAAGAACUCGAAGCACCCGAGGAAGUAUCUCCUGAAAAACCGACAUAUGUAGUCGAAGAAUUGCCUGAAGAUAUACAAGAGACUGAAGUAGUCACAAUCGAUGGCAAAAAGAAGAAGAAGGUGAUUAAGAAACGAAUUAUCAAAAAGAUUAAGGAUGGCAGAGAGGAAAAAACAGAAAUUGUAACUGUUGAAGAGGAAGGCAAAAAACCAGAAACAACAGUAACUGUACAAGAACUCGAAGCACCCGAGGAAGUGUCUCCUAAAAAACCGACAUACGUAGUCGAGGAAUUGCCUGAAGAUAUACAAGAAACUGAAGUAGUCACAAUCGAUGGCAAAAAGAAGAAGAAGGUAAUUAAGAAACGAAUUAUCAAAAAGAUUAAGGAUGGCAAAGAGGAAAAAACAGAAAUUGUAACUGUUGAAGAGGAAGGCAAGAAACCAGAAACAACGGUGACUGUACAAGAACUCGAAGCACCCGAGGAAGUAUCUCCUGAAAGACAGACAUACGUAGUCGAAGAAUUGCCUGAAGAUAUACAAGAAACUGAAGUAGUCACAAUUGAUGGCAAAAAGAAGAAGAAGGUAAUUAAGAAACGAAUUAUUAAAAAGAUUAAGGAUGGCAAAGAAGAGAAAACAGAAAUUGUAACUGUUGAAGAAGAAGGCAAGAAACCAGAAACAACAGUAACUGUACAAGAACUCGAGGCACCCGAGGAAAUAACUCCUGAAAAACCGACAUACGUAGUCGAAGAAUUGCCUGAAGAUAUACAAGAAACUGAAGUAGUCACAAUCGAUGGCAAAAAGAAGAAGAAGGUAAUUAAGAAACGAAUUAUUAAAAAGAUUAAGGAUGGCAAGGAAGAGAAAACAGAAAUUGUAACUGUUGAAGAAGAAGGCAAGAAGCCAGAAACAACUGUGACUGUACAUGAACUAGAGGCACCCGAGGAAAAGACACCUCAGAAACCAACAUACGUAGUUGAAGAAUUGCCUGAAGAUGUUCAGGAAACCGAAGUAGUCACAAUUGACGGUAAGAAAAAGAAGAAGGUUAUUAAAAAACGAAUUAUCAAAAAGAUUAAGGAUGGCAAAGAGGAAAAAACAGAAAUUGUAACUGUUGAAGAAGAAGGCAAGAAACCAGAAACAACAGUAACUGUACAAGAACUCGAGGCAACCGAGGAAAUAACUCCUGAAAAACCGACAUACGUAGUCGAAGAAUUGCCUGAAGAUAUACAAGAAACUGAAGAAGUCACAAUCGACGGCAAAAAGAAGAAGAAGGUUAUUAAAAAACGAAUUAUCAAAAAGAUUAAGGAUGGCAAAGAGGAAAAAACAGAAAUUGUAACUGUUGAAGAAGAAGGCAAGAAACCAGAAACAACAGUAACUGUACAAGAACUCGAGGCACCCGAGGAAAUAACUCCUGAAAAACCGACAUACGUAGUCGAAGAAUUGCCUGAAGAUAUACAAGAAACUAAAGUAGUCACAAUCGACGGCAAAAAGAAGAAGAAGGUAAUUAAGAAACGAAUUAUUAAAAAGAUUAAGGAUGGCAAAGAAGAGAAAACAGAAAUUGUAACUGUUGAAGAAGAAGGCAAGAAGCCAGAAACAACUGUGACUGUACAUGAACUAGAGGCACCCGAGGAAGAGACUCCUCAGAAACCAACAUACGUAGUUGAAGAAUUGCCUGAAGAUAUUCAGGAAACCGAAGUAGUCACAGUUGACGGUAAGAAAAAGAAGAAGGUUAUUAAAAAACGAAUUAUCAAAAAGAUUAAGGAUGGCAAAGAGGAAAAAACAGAAAUUGUAACUGUUGAAGAAGAAGGCAAGAAACCAGAAACAACAGUAACUGUACAAGAACUCGAGGCACCCGAGGAAAUAACUCCUGAAAAACCGACAUACGUAGUCGAAGAAUUGCCUGAAGAUAUACAAGAAACUGAAGUAGUCACAAUCGACGGCAAAAAGAAGAAGAAGGUAAUUAAGAAACGAAUUAUUAAAAAGAUUAAGGAUGGCAAAGAAGAGAAAACAGAAAUUGUAACUGUUGAAGAAGAAGGCAAGAAGCCAGAAACAACUGUGACUGUACAUGAACUAGAGGCACCCGAGGAAAAGACUCCUCAGAAACCAACAUACGUAGUUGAAGAAUUGCCUGAAGAUAUUCAGGAAACCGAAGUAGUCACAAUUGACGGUAAGAAAAAGAAGAAGGUUAUUAAAAAACGAAUUAUCAAAAAGAUUAAGGAUGGCAAAGAGGAAAAAACAGAAAUUGUAACUGUUGAAGAAGAAGGCAAGAAACCAGAAACAACAGUAACUGUACAAGAACUCGAGGCACCCGAGGAAAUAACUCCUGAAAAACCGACAUACGUAGUCGAAGAAUUGCCUGAAGAUAUACAAGAAACUGAAGUAGUCACAAUCGAUGGUAAAAAGAAAAGGAAAGUUAUUAAGAAACGAAUUAUUAAAAAGAUUAAGGAUGGCAAAGAAGAGAAAACAGAAAUUGUAACUGUUGAAGAAGAAGGCAAGAAGCCAGAAACAACUGUGACUGUACAUGAACUAGAGGCACCCGAGGAAAAGACUCCUCAGAAACCAACAUACGUAGUUGAAGAAUUGCCUGAAGAUAUUCAGGAAACCGAAGUAGUCACAAUUGACGGUAAGAAAAAGAAGAAGGUUAUUAAAAAACGAAUUAUCAAAAAGAUUAAGGAUGGCAAAGAGGAAAAAACAGAAAUUGUAACUGUUGAAGAAGAAGGCAAGAAACCAGAAACAACAGUUACUGUACAAGAACUCGAGGCACCCGAGGAAAUAACUCCUGAAAAACCGACAUACGUAGUCGAAGAAUUGCCUGAAGAUAUACAAGAAACUGAAGUAGUCACAAUCGAUGGUAAAAAGAAAAAGAAAGUUAUUAAGAAACGAAUUAUUAAAAAGAUUAAGGAUGGCAAAGAGGAGAAAACAGAAAUUGUAACUGUUGAAGAAGAAGGCAAGAAACCAGAAACAACUGUGACUGUACAAGAAAUAGAAUCACCCGAGGAAAUGACUCCUCAGAAACCGACAUACGUAGUCGUAGAAUUGCCUGAAGAUAUCCAAGAAACCGAAGUAGUCACAAUCGAUGGUAAAAAGAAGAAGAAGGUUAUUAAAAAACGAGUUAUCAAAAAGAUUAAGGAUGGAAAACAAGAAAAAACUGAAAUUGUCACUGUCGAAGAAGAAGGCAAGAAACCAAAAACCACUGUUACAGUACAAGAACUAGAAGCACCCGAGGAGGUAACUUCUGAGAAACUGACAUAUGUAGUCGAAGAACUGCCUGAAGAUAUCCGGGAAACCGAAGUAGUCACAGUCGAUGGUAAGAAAAAGAAGAAAGUUAUUAGAAAACGAAUUAUAAAGAAAGUUAAGGAUGGCAAAGAAGAAAAAACGGAAAUUGUAACUGUUGAAGAAGAAGGCAAGGAGCCAGAAACAACGGUUAAUGUAGAAGAAUUUGACACCCCUAGUGAAAGUGUUCCUGAAGAAAAGUACUUAUUUGUUCCUACUUUACAUGAAGAUAAGAGUGAUUUUACAGAUGAGGAAAUACUAAGCAUUUUAAAGAUUGAAAUGAUUAAGAAAUAUUUAGGACAUCCAUUACCACAAAUGCCACGUGAACUUAAUGUUUCAUUGGGUAAAUGUGCAGUGGUGUUUGAGUAUCCCGAACAAGUACUUAAAGAUAAUGAUGAUGAAGUGGUUACAAGGAGGCAGUUAAAGAAGAAAUUUGGGCGCAAACAGGAAAUAAUAGAAAUUGAUACCAAGGAAAUACCAGAGAAAAAUCCAGAAAGAACUGUAGAGAUAACUGAAAGGCCCAAAACAGAUGAGAUGCGUCAUCCUAUAGCUGCUCUAAUUGAACUGCCGGAAGAUAUUACCGUAGAAGAUGUUAGAACAGGAAGAAAGCCAUCUAAGAAAAUAACAAGAAAACGAAAGCUGUUAAAGAAAAUGGGUAACAAGAUAGAGGCAACAGAAAUAACAAUUAUUACUGAAGAUUCCAAAAAGCCCAUACUAUCAGUUAUCGUAUACGAAUACGAAAUUUCAGUAAAACCAGAUGAAGAUAAACCAGACAAAUUAAAAAAGAAGCCGAAAAUCAAAAAGAAGCCCAAACAAAAAGACGACGACAUACCUUCUGAAGAACCUUCUGAAGAGUUGUCAAGCGUUGUAGAAGAAAUUCCAGAAGAAAGCGUUACAGAGAUCAUUACACCAGAUGGACAAAAGAAGAAAAAGACCACUAAAAAGAGAAUACUGAAAAGGCAAAAGGACGGAAAGGAAGAAAAAACUGAAAUAGUCACGGUUGAAAUAGAAGGAGAAACACCUCAACUUACCGUAACAGUAGAGGAAAACGAAAAAUUAGAUGAGAUAUCAACUGAAUAUUCUCCUUAUGAAAUCGUUGAGCUUCCCGAACAAAUAAAAAUUACAGAGGUUACUGAUGAUGAGGGGCGUAAAAAGAAAAAGGUGGUUAAAAAACGAACAAUUAAAAAAGUUAAAGAUGGAAAGGAAGAAGAGACCAAAAUAAUAACCACUGAAAUAGAAGGUGAAAAGCCUGAAACUACUGUAAUCGUUGAAGAAGCUGAAGAGCCUGAAGAAGAAUUACCGGUGCAAAGGCCAUGUUUAGUGGAAGAAAUGCCCGAGGAAAUACAAGUAGUGGAAAUUACUGCACCAGAUGGAAAGAAAAUUAAGAAACGUACUAAGAAACGCGUUAUUAAGAAAAAUAAAGACGGAAAACAAGAAAAAACAGAAAUCGUUACCGUGGAGGAGGAAGGCAAACUGCCAGAAACUACGGUGACCGUGGAAGAAAUUGAAACUCCCGAUGACGUAGAACCAAAACAAAUAUCCUCUGUUGUUGAGGAAUUACCUGAAGAAGUCGAGGUUGUAGAAAUUACUACUCCAAAGGGAAAGAAAAAGCGAACAAUUAGGAAACGCGUCAUAAAGAGAGAUAAAGGAGAUAAGAAAGAGAAGACAGAAAUUCUUACAGUUGAAGAAGAAGGCAAUGAACCGCAAAUAUCUGUAACUGUUUCUGAAGAAGAUCGCCAAAAGACACGGAAGGAAGUAUCAGUUUUAAUGCCAAUCGAAAUAAAAGAAAUCAAACCUCAAAAAGUGAAAGUGGUGGAUAGUAAAACCGUACCACUUUUAUCAGAUAUAAAACUUAAAAAACGUAAAGUGUUACCCAAGAAAGAGGAAAGAGUCAGAAAGAGGAAAGAACUACCUAAAUUCUUAUUGAAAAGUAGAAUUACCUUCAAGAAAUUCCCUCCACUAACGGAACAUGAGCAGUUACCUCGUAUAUCAAUCCUAGAACCAAUAUAUAGAGAAAAUGGAAUAUUGUCCAGAAAUGCAAAGGAAGCAGAAAAGAUUACAAAGACUAAAAGAAGGAGACUAAGGGAUAAAGAUAUUGACAUGAGCGCAUUAGAACAGCUAGAUAUUGAUAUGGAUGAUUUGAAGAAAUCCAAAUUAGAAGAAUUGGAUGAUGCAUUUAAAUAUAAACGAAAGCCUAAAGACAAGUCCAAGGCUCCUGAUGAACCUAAAAAACUAAAGAUCAAGAAAGGAAAACUACCUGAGGAAAUAGAUGAGCGCGAGGAAGUUAAAUUAAAACCAAUUCCUUCUAAACCGAAAGAAAUAUUAACAGAUCAAGCGACCGAAGAAGAAAUGCCACAAUUAUCUAAACCCAAAGAGAUCGAUUUGGGCGAAGAUGAAUCGAAACUUGCCUUUAAACCAUUCCCAGAUACCACUGACAAAUCUGAGGAAUCCGAAAGUGAAUCAGUUCCAUCUGAAAAAGAAGAUAAGGAAAGCAUAACGCCGAAGCAGAAAAAGACUCCUAAAAAGAAAAAAUCUAAAGUUCAACUCCCAACUGACGAACGAAUUCUUGAAAAAGGAGUUCCGAAAAAACAAGAUGUACCGGAUAGUGAUGAUAUAUCAUUAAAGUAUAAACAAAAACCUAAACCUGAUGAGCCUUCUGAAAAAAUAGAACUAAAACCCUUUAAAAAGGAUAAAAAAUCUAAAGAUAUGAAACCUGACAUAGAUAGCAUAUUGAGACCAGUACAAUUACUAAGCGAAGAAAUACCUGAUGAUGAUAUAUUAGAAGAAAUAACACCUGAAGGUAUAAAACGAAAAACAAUCAAGAAAAGAAUUAUCAGAAAACCAAAGGGUAAACAUAUUGAAAAAACUGAAAUUGUUACUGUAUUAGAAGAAGGUAAACAACCAGAAACAACAGUUACUGUCGAAGAACUUGAAGAACCCGAAGAAGUUGUACCCGAAAGGCCAACAUACAUCAUUGAAGAAUUGCCCGAAGAAGUUCAAGUGACAGAAGUAGUAACCAAAGAAGGUGGCAAAAAGAGAAAGGUCAUUAAGAAAAGAGUAAUUAAGAAACAAAAAGAUGGAAAACAACAAAAGACUGAAAUUGUGACUGUAGAGGAAGAAGGUAAAAAACCAGAAACCACAGUUACUGUCGAAGAACUUGAGGAACCCGAAAAGCCAACAUACACUGUUGAAGAAUUGCCAGAAGAAGUUCAGGUGACGGAAGUCGUAACCAAAGAAGGAGACAAAAAGAAAAAGGUCAUUAAAAAGAGAAUCAUUAAAAAGCACAAAGAUGGAAAACAAGAAAAAACCGAAAUUGUGACUGUUGAGGAAGAAGGUAAGAAACCGGAAACAACAGUUACUGUCGAAGAACUUGAGGAACCAGAACAGCCAACAUACACUGUUGAAGAAUUGCCAGAAGAAGUGCAGGUGACAGAAGUAGUAACCAAAGAAGGAGACAAAAAGAAAAAGGUGAUUAAAAAGAGAGUAAUUAAAAAGCACAAAGAUGGAAAACAAGAAAAGACUGAAAUUGUGACCAUUGAGGAAGAAGGUAGAAAACCGGAAACAACAGUUACUGUUGAAGAACUUGAGGAACUCGAAGAGGUCGCACCGGAAAAGCCAACAUACAUUGUUGAAGAAUUGCCAGAAGAAGUACAGGUGACAGAAGUAGUCACCAAAGAAGGUGACAAGAAAAGAAAGGUCAUUAAGAAGAGAGUAAUUAAGAAACAAAAAGACGGAAAACAAGAAAAGACCGAAAUUGUGACCGUUGAGGAAGAAGGUAGGAAACCGGAAACAACAGUUACUGUCGAAGAACUUGACGAACCAGAAAAGCCAACAUACACUGUAGAAGAAUUGCCAGAAGAAGUUCAGGUUAUUGAAGUAGUCACUAAAGAAGGAGACAAAAAGAAAAAGGUCAUUAAAAAGAGAGUUAUUAAAAAGCACAAAGAUGGAAAACAAGAAAAGACAGAAAUUGUGACCGUUGAAGAAGAAGGUAAAAAACCGGAGACAACUGUCACUGUCGAAGAACUUGAGGAACCCGAAAAGCCAACAUACACUGUUGAAGAAUUGCCAGAAGAAGUACAGGUGACAGAAGUUGUAACCAAAGAAGGUGACAAGAAGAGAAAGGUCAUCAAAAAGAGAGUAAUUAAAAAGCAGAAAGAUGGAAAACAAGAAAAAACGGAGAUAGUAACAGUCGAGGAAGAAGGUAAGAAACCGGAAACAACAGUUACUGUCGAAGAACUUGAAGAACCAGAAAAGCCAGCAUACACUGUUGAAGAGUUGCCAGAAGAAGUUCAGGUGACCGAAGUUGUCACCAAAGAAGGAGACAAAAAGAAAAAGGUCAUUAAAAAGAGAGUAAUUAAAAAGCACAAAGAUGGAAAACAAGAAAAGACCGAAAUUGUAACUGUUGAGGAAGAAGGUAGAAAACCGGAAACCACAGUCACUGUCCAAGAACUUGAGGAACCUGAAGAGGUUGCACCCGAAAAGCCAACGUACGUUGUUGAAGAAUUGCCAGAAGAAGUACAGGUGACAGAAAUAGUAACCAAAGAAGGUGACAAGAAGAGAAAGGUCAUUAAGAAGAGAGUAAUUAAGAAACAAAAAGACGGAAAACAAGAAAAGAUCGAAAUUGUGACCAUUGAGGAAGAAGGUAAGAAACCGGAAACAACAGUUACUGUCGAAGAACUCGAGGAACCAGAAAAGCCUACAUACACUGUUGAAGAAUUGCCAGAAGAAGUUCAGGUGACCGAAGUAGUCACUAAAGAAGGAGACAAAAAGAAAAAGGUCAUUAAAAAGAGAGUAAUUAAAAAGCAUAAAGAUGGAAAACAAGAAAAGACCGAAAUUGUAACUGUCGAGGAAGAAGGUAGAAAACCGGAAACAACAGUUACUGUCGAAGAACUUGAGGAACCCGAAGAAGUUUUACCGGAAAAGCCUACAUACACUGUUGAAGAAUUGCCAGAAGAAGUACAAGUGACAGAAGUAGUAACCAAAGAAGGUGACAAGAAGAGAAAGGUCAUUAAGAAGAGAGUAAUUAAGAAACAAAAAGACGGAAAGCAAGAAAAGACCGAAAUUGUAACCGUUGAGGAAGAAGGUAAGAAACCGGAAACCACAGUUACUGUCGAAGAACUUGAGGAAGCCGAAGAAGUUUUACCGGAAAAGCCUUCAUACACUGUUGAAGAAUUGCCAGAAGAAGUACAAGUGACAGAAGUAGUAACCAAAGAAGGUGACAAGAAGAGAAAGGUCAUUAAGAAGAGAGUAAUUAAGAAACAAAAAGACGGAAAACAAGAAAAGACCGAAAUUGUGACCGUUGAGGAAGAAGGUAAGAAACCGGAAACCACAGUUACUGUUGAAGAACUCGACGAACCAGAAAAGCCAACAUACACUGUUGAAGAAUUGCCAGAAGAAGUUCAGGUGACCGAAGUAGUCACUAAAGAAGGAGACAAAAAGAAAAAGGUCAUUAAAAAGAGAGUAAUUAAAAAGCAUAAAGAUGGAAAACAAGAAAAGACCGAAAUUGUAACUGUCGAGGAAGAAGGUAGAAAACCGGAAACAACAGUUACUGUCGAAGAACUUGAGGAACCCGAAGAAGUUUUACCGGAAAAGCCUACAUACACUGUUGAAGAAUUGCCAGAAGAAGUACAAGUGACAGAAGUAGUAACCAAAGAAGGUGACAAGAAGAGAAAGGUCAUUAAGAAGAGAGUAAUUAAGAAACAAAAAGACGGAAAGCAAGAAAAGACCGAAAUUGUAACCGUUGAGGAAGAAGGUAAGAAACCGGAAACCACAGUUACUGUUGAAGAACUCGAGGAACCAGAAAAGCCAACAUACACUGUUGAAGAAUUGCCAGAAGAAGUUCAGGUGACCGAAGUAGUCACUAAAGAAGGAGGCAAAAAGAAAAAGGUCAUUAAAAGGAGAGUAAUUAAAAAGCAUAUAGAUGGAAAACAAGAAAAGACCGAAAUUGUAACUGUCGAGGAAGAAGGUAAAAAACCGGAAACUACAGUUACUGUUGAAGAACUUGAGGAACCCGAAGAAGUUUUACCUGAAAGGCCCACAUACACUGUGGAAGAAUUGCCAGAAGAAGUACAGGUGACAGAAGUAGUAACCAAAGAAGGAGACAAAAAGAAAAAGAUCAUUAAAAAGAGAGUAAUUAAAAAACAAAAAGACGGAAAACAAGAAAAGACCGAAAUUGUUACCGUUGAGGAAGAAGGUAAGAAACCAGAAACAACAGUUACUGUCGAAGAACUCGAAGAACCAGAAAAGCCAACAUACACUGUUGAAGAAUUGCCAGAAGAAGUUCAAGUGACGGAGGUAGUGACCAAAGAAGGAGACAAAAAGAAAAAGGUCAUUAAAAAGAGAGUAAUUAAAAAGCACAAAGAUGGAAAACAAGAAAAGACCGAAAUUGUUACCAUUGAGGAAGAAGGUAAAAAACCGGAAACCACAGUUACUGUCGAGGAACUUGAGGAACCCGAAGAAAUUUUACCGGAAAAGCCCACAUACACCGUGGAAGAAUUGCCAGAAGAAGUACAGGUGACAGAAGUAGUAACCAAAGAAGGAGACAAAAAGAGAAAGGUCAUCAAAAAGAGAGUAAUUAAAAAACAAAAAGACGGAAAACAAGAAAAGACCGAAAUUGUGACCGUUGAGGAAGAAGGUAAGAAACCAGAAACAACAGUUACUGUCGAAGAACUCGAAGAACCCGAAAAGCCAACAUACACUGUUGAAGAAUUGCCAGAAGAAGUUCAAGUGACGGAGGUAGUGACCAAAGAUGGAGACAAAAAGAAAAAGGUCAUUAAAAAGAGAGUAAUUAAAAAACAUAAAGAUGGAAAACAAGAAAAGACCGAAAUUGUGACCGUUGAGGAAGAAGGUAAAAAACCGGAAACAACCGUUACUGUCGAAGAACUUUCCGAUGUUGAGGCUGAACCAACUAAACCCAAAGUGGCAGGCCGAAAAGAGGUUUCUGUACUAAUGCCUAUUGAGCGCAAAGAAAUCAAGCCGCAAAAGGUGAAAAUAGUUGAGGGCAACAAAGUAGCCCUUUUAUCUGAUGUUAAACUAAGAAAACCCAAAAUUUUACCAAAGAAAGAAAAGGCUGGAAAGUUGCCUAAAUUCUUAUUGAAGAGUAGAAUAACAUUUGUUCAAUUCCCUCCUCAACCCGAACAAGAAAAACUACCUCGUAUUUCACUGCUGGAACCAGUUUACAGAGAAACUGGAAUAAUAUCUAGAAAUGCUAAAGAAGCUGAGAAGGUUGUUAAAACUAAGAGGAGGAGAUUGAGGGACAAAGAUAUUGAUUUAUCAGAACUUGAAAAGCUUGACCUUGAAAUGGACGAUUUGAAGGCGAAUAAAUUGGAAGCUGUUGAUGACGCAUUUAAGCAUAAAGGAAAACCAAAGAAGAAGCCUUCGCCUGAAGAACAACCAAAGAAAUUAUCUAUUAAGAAAGGAAAGAUUCCAAAAGAGGAAGAAACGGACGAACAAAUAAAAUUAAAACCUAUUCCUAAAAAGGUAGAUGAAGGUGUGAUUGAUGAAACUGGUGAACAAACUAUGCCAAAGCCAUCGAGACCAGAAAGUACAGAUGAACAAGAUGACAAUGACAAACUUAAAUUUAAACCAUUUGAGUAUGAAAGAGAGGAAUCUGAGGAAUCGGAACCUGAAAUUGUACCUACUGAUCAAGAAAGUGGCGUCCAGCCUAAAGAAGAGAAGGUGAAAAGGCCUAAAAAGAAGAAGACAAAAGUUACACCCGAGACUGAAACUAUAGGUCUAGUUAAGGGAAUUCCUAAACCUAAGCCAGAAGAAGAGGAUGAAGAAAUAUCUUUAAAAUACAAACAAAAACCUAAGCCUGAAGAUGUUCCAGAGGAAAUCCAUCUUAAACCGUUUAAAAAGGACAAAAAAUCGAAGGAAUUCAAACCUGAGGUUGAGGAUAUAUUUAAACCUUCUCAAUUAGUCACAGAGGAAGUACUGGACGAUGAAGUUGUAGAAACAGUUACUCCAGAAGGAAAACGAAAAAAGACUAUUAUAAAGAAGAGGAUUAUUAAAAAACCAAAAGGUCAAAUACAAGAAAAAACUGAAAUUUGUACAGUUGAAGAAGAAGGUAAAGAACCACAAACGACAGUUACCGUUGAAGAAAUUGAAACACCUGAAGAAAUUGAACCCGAUAAGCCUGUUAGUAUUGUCGAAGAAUUGCCAGAAGAGAUCCAGGUAACUGAAGUUGUUACCAAGGAGGGAGAUAAAAGGAGAAAAGUCAUCAAGAAACGCGUCAUUAAGAAAAAUAAGGACGGCAAAGAGGAAAAAACGGAAAUAGUUACUAUAGAAGAAGAAGGUAAAAGACCAAAAACAACAGUCACUGUUGAAGAAAGUCCGAAGGAAAAAAUUCUGUUUGUGCCUACACUUUACGAAGCAAAGAGCGAUUUUACAGAUGAAGAAAUUUUGAAUAUACUGAAAAUAGAACUAAUUAAGAAACAUUUAGCUCACCCUCUACCACAGUUACCGUUACAGCUCAAUGUAUCUUUGAGUACUUGUGCAGUUGUUUACGAAUACCCGGAAGAGGUAGUUACGCAUGUCUUACCAACUGGAGAGAAAGAAGUAAUAAGAAAGAGACCAUUGAAAAAACCAAAGGGCCGUAAACAAGAAGUAAUUGAGAUAACAACUCAUGAAGUAGAUGAAGAGAAACCUGAAACUGAGGUUGAAAUAACUGAAGGUCCAAAAACAGAAGAUUUGCAUCACCCAGUUGCUGCUCUUAUUGAGCUACCAGAAGAUGUAAGCAUUAUUGAAAUAACCACCAAAGGUAAAAAGCCUUCGAAGAAGAUCACCAAAAAGAGAACCCUCUUGAAAAAAGCUGGACCUACUAUAGAAGCUACAGAGAUUGUGACCAUUUUGGAAGACGGCAAGGAACCAAUACAAAAUGUGUACGUACACGAGUAUACUGAUGUCAGUACUCUGGAACCUGAACUUGUAGUUCAAGAGUAUUUAACACCAAAAAUAACACCAUUCACAUCUAAAACUAUCACUGAGGUAUACACUUCCGAAAAUACACAGGAGGUGGGAGUAGAAGACUCAACAGACUUAACUACAGAAAAGGCUAAGGUUAUACAAGAUAUUCAAGAAUCUGUAGUUAUUGAAACAGUACAAACACAGAAACCAAUUCCGAAAAUUCCAAAACCAGAAGAUGCCACAGAACAAACUAUCGAAGCAGAUGAGGUUGUUGAAACUAUAGAAGAAGAAGCUCCAAAGAAAAGGGUUGUAAAGAAGAAAAUAGUCAAAAAGCCGAAAGGAGAUACACAUGGAACGACAGAGAUUCUUUUCGUCGAAGAAGAAGAAAUUGAAUCUCAAGAAUCUGUCGUACUUCCAGAAGAAGUCGAAGAAUCAGAAGAAGUAAAGGUUAUAGAAAAGGUUGAAGAUGGUGUAACAAAGAAAACCGUUGUAAAGAAACGUGUUAUCAAAAAAGACAAAAAGGGAAAGAAAGAAACAACAGAAAUUUUGACAGUGGAAGAAGAAGGGAAAGAACCGCAAACAUCAAUUACUGUAUAUGAAGAAGAAAAACCAACGGAAGAAAUUACUUACAUGCAAGAAUUGCCAGAAGAAGUUCAGGUAGUUGAAUCCGUUGAAGACGGAAAAUUAAAGAAAACUAAGGUUAGUAAACGUAUAAUCAAAAAACAAAAGGGUAAGAAACAAGAAACUACUGAAAUUGUGACUGUUGAAGAAGACGGUAAGAUCUUAGAACCUACCGUCACAGUUGUAGAAGAGGAAGUACCAGAAGAAGAGUUACUAGAAGAGAAACCAGAGACAGUCAUAAUAGAAGCACUUCCUGAAGAAAUUACAGUUACGCAAGAAGGAUCUAGAAAGAAAAUAAUUAAAAAGAAAGUAUUGCGAAAACAAAAAGGAGAUAAACAAGAAUUAACAGAAAUAUUAACGGUAGAAGAAGAGGGCAAAGCUCCACAAACUUCAGUCACUAUUACCGAAGAACCUGUUGUUGAAGAAGAAACUAAACCAAUGAUCAUCGAACUACCAGAAGAAGUUCAGGUAGUUGAAUCCAUUGAAGACGGAAAACUAAAGAAAACUAAGGUUAGUAAACGUAUAAUUAAAAAACAAAAGGGCAAGAAACAAGAAACUACUGAAAUCGUGACUGUUGAAGAAGACGGUAAGAUCUUAGAACCUAUCGUCACAGUUGUAGAAGAGGAAGUACCAGAAGAGCAAUUACUAGUAGAAAAACCAGAGACAGCUAUAAUAGAAGCACUUCCCGAGGAAAUUACAGUUACGCAAGUAGACACUAAAGAAGGACCUAGAAAGAAAGUAAUUAAAAAGAAAGUUUUGCGCAAACAAAAAGGCGAUAAACAAGAAUUAACAGAAAUAUUGACAGUAGAAGAAGAGGGCAAAGCACCGCAAACUUCAGUAACUAUUACGGAAGAACCUGUUAUUGAAGAGGAAACUAAACCAAUAAUUAUCGAACUACCAGAAGAAGUUCAGGUAGUUGAAUCCAUUGAAGACGGAAAAUUAAAGAAAACUAAGGUUAGUAAACGUAUAAUCAAAAAACAAAAGGGCAAGAAACAAGAAACUACUGAAAUUGUGACUGUUGAAGAAGAUGGUAAGAUCUUAGAACCUAUCGUCACAGUUGUAGAAGAGGAAGUACCAGAAGAAGAGUUGCUAGAAGAAAAACCAGAAGCAGCCAUAAUAGAAGCACUCCCCGAAGAAAUUACAGUUACGCAAGAAGGAUCUAGAAAGAAAAUAAUUAAAAAGAAAGUAUUGCGCAAACAAAAAGGAGAUAAACAAGAAUUAACAGAAAUAUUAACGGUAGAAGAAGAGGGCAAAGCACCACAAACUUCAGUAACUAUUACCGAAGAACCUGUUGCUGAAGAAGAAACUAAACCCAUAAUUAUCGAACUACCAGAGGAGAUAACUGUAACUGAAACGAUAGAAGACGGAAUUCCUAAGAAAACAAUUGCCAAAAAGCGUAUAAUAAAGAAACAAAAGGGCAAAAAACAGGAAGUAACAGAAAUUUUAACUGUUGAAGAAGAAGAUAAACAACCGCAAACUAGCAUUACUGUAACUGAAAUAAUAGCUCCAAGUGAAAUUCCUUUGGAUGAUAUAACAGAAACCGUUGUUGUGGAAGAAACUCCGGAAGAAAUAACAACAGCCCAAAUUACCACCGAAGAAGGUACAAAGAAACAAACAAUAAAAAAGAAAACGUUAAAGAAGAAAAAGGAUGACAAAGAAAUUACGACAGAAAUUUUGGUUGUUGAAGAAGAAGGCAAAGAGCCUCAAGUAUCAGUGGUCGUACAUGAAGAAGAAAUAAAGGAAGUAAAGACAAAGAAGAAAAUUAAGAAGAAACCAAAAGAACCAGAGGUAAAACUUAUAACGGAAGACAAUAUCUUGUUUGUUCCUACACUUGCUAAAAAAGAUACCACUGAAGGGGUGGAAGAAUUGAUUCAAAUUGAACUUUUGAAAAAGGCUUUAGCUCUACCAACAGUAGAAGUUACCCGAGAUGAAAGGGAAGGAGUAGUAAUUAUAGGACAGCCAGAAGUGCUUGAAGAAUUGCCAGAACACAUCCAGAUAAUAGAAACCGAAGACAAACGAGGCAGACCUCAAAAGACAACUGUUAAAAAGAGAAUCUUAAGAAAGAAGAAGGGCGAUACAACUGAAAUAACUGAAAUACGUACCGUGGAAGAACAAGGCAAAGAACCUCAAACCUCUGUUGUGAUCGAAGAAAUUCCAAACGAUGAAUAUCUUGUCGAAGAAGAACAACCAGAGUAUAUGCCAGUGGCAACAGUUAUUGAAAUGCCAGAAGAAAUCGAAACUAAAAUAGAGGAUAACAAGACAAUAAUCGUGAAAAAGAAAGUCAUGAAAAAACGUAAAGGUCAUAAAGAAGAAGUUACUGAAAUAGUAACUAGAGAAGAAGAAGGCAAGAAACCACAGACAUCAGUUGUAAUUCAAGAGAUAGUUGUUCCAGAAGAAAACUUAACUGAAGAUGAAUUAGAGUACAUUGUAGAACUGCCUGAGGAUGUAAAACUGAUAGAAAAGGUCACACCAGUAGGUGUAGAAAAGAGUACGGUCAAACAAAGAACUGUUAAACAUCGUAGAGGUAGUAAGUUGCAAACGACAACCUUAAUAACUACAGAAGAAGAAGGAAAGGAACCACAAACAUCUGUUGUUAUUGAAGAAGACGAUAUAUUUGAAGAAAUUCCAAAAGCACCUUUGGUUAUACCAGAGGUAGUAAUUGAGGAAUUACCAACUGAAGUGAAGAUUGUAGAAACAAUCGAUAAACGCGGAAAACCUAAGAAACAGGUCGUAGAAAAAAGAACUCUUAAAAAACGGAAAGGCAGUAAGGAAGAAAUUAUUAAGAUUGAAAUAGUACAGGAAGAAGACCGAAAGCCUCAAGGUUCAGUAACAAUUGAAGAAAUAGAUACUGAAGAAACAACUUUACCUUUAGAACCCACUUACAUCGAAGAUACUCCUGAGGAAGUAACAGUGAUAGAACAUAUUGACAAGAAAGGUGUACCUAAAAAACAAAUUUCUAAAAAGAAAGUUAUCAAGAAGAGAACAGGCAAUAAAGAACAAACAACUGAAAUAUUUACUGUGAUAGAAGAAGGAGAAUUGCCAAAAACAACAGUGAUCACUGAGGAGCAUGAAAUAACGAGUGAGAUGGUGGAAACAAUUCCUUCGAUAGCACCUGUACUACCAUCAUACAUAGAAGAACUUCCCGAAGAAGUUAUUGUAACCAAAGCACAGGUUCAAGAAGGAGAACAAAUUACAAAAAUAGUAAAAAGGAAAUUUAAGAAACCUAAAGGAGAUAAAGACGAGAUAAUUGAAAUUUUAUGUAUUGAAGAGGAAGGUAAAACGCCACAAUAUAGCAUAGUAAUUGAGGAAGAAUUUGAGGAACCGGAAACACCUAAGGUAAAGAAAAUAAAGAAAAAGAAACCCAAGGAAGAAAAAUUAGAAGAAGAAAUACCGGUCGAAGAAGAAGAAAAACCCAAAAUUAAGAAGAUUAAGAAAAAGGAGAAGCCCGAAGAAAUAAAACCUGUUGAGGAAGAAGAGGUAAUAGAGGAACAGGAAAAACCUAAACCCAGAAAAGUGAAGAAGAAAGUACCGAGUGAAGAGAAACCCGAUAAAAAAGAAACACCUGUAGAAGAGGAAGAAGAUGUACAAAUAGAGGAAGUUAAAGAAGAAGAAAUAGAUAAAGAAAUUCCCGAAGAUGAAGAAAUAAUAGAGGGAGAAGAAACUAAAGAGAAAAGAACAGUAAAAAUCAAAAAAAUUAAAAAGAAACCCAAGGAAAAAGCCGAAGAGGAUAAGCCUGAAGAACAAAAACCCGAAGAAGAGCAACCAGUAGACAAAGUACCUACAGAAAAGAAAAAGCUAAGAAGAGAGCUUUCGGUUCUUAUGCCUAUAGAAAGAAAAGAGAUUAAACCACAAAAAGUUAAGAUAGUUGAAAGUAAAGAUGUACCACUAUUUGGAGAUAUUAAAUUGAAAAAACCAAAAGUAGUGCAAAGAAAAGAACAAAAAGUCAAAAAACAAAAGUUCUUACUUAAGAGCAGGAUAAACUUGAUUGAAUUCCCUCCUCAAACUGAAAGUGAAAGACUACCAAGAAUUUCACUACUGGAACCUGUCUAUAGAGACAACGGUGUGUUAUCAAGGAAUGUCAAAGAAGCUGAAAAGGCUCCAAAGACUAAGAAGAGAAGGCUUAAAGACAAAGAUUACGAUUUUAAGAAUCUAGAACAGCUGGAUCUUGAAUUAGAUGAUUUGAAGAAAAAAGAAUUAGAAAAAGUUGAUGAUGCUUUCAAAUAUGAAGGUAAACCACGAAAAAAAUCAGUCGCUGAAGAAGAACCGAAAAAGAUUACUAAACAGAAAGGAAAAAUACCCGAAAAACAAGAAGUUGACGAGGUAAUUAAACUAAAGGCUGUUCCAGAGAAACCGGUAGAAGAGGAAGAACAACCAGAAAAGCCGAAGAUUAAGAAACCACCAAAGGAGAGUGUGCCUAAGGUGAAAAAGGAGACAGACGAACCAGACAAAAUUAAAUUUGAACCAUUCGACAUUGAUAGAGAAGAGGUAGAAUUAGAAAAACCAGAGCCAAUAGAAUUCGAAAAAGAAGAUGGCGAAAAACCUGUACCUGAGCCCAAAAAGAUUCCUAAAAAGAAAAAGGUUAAACCUACUCCAGAAACAGAAGAGAUCACAAUUAUAAAAGGAAUUCCAAAGCCAAAGGAAGAACCUGAAGAAGAAGAUAUUAAUCUUAAAUACAAACAAAAACCUAAGCCUGAACCAGCUCCAGAAGAUAUUACUUUAAAACCAUUUAAAAAACAGGAAGAACAAGAAGUAUUAAAACCAGAAACAGAUGAUACAAUCCAUCUUCCUAAAAUGCCCACAACUGAAGAAAUAACUGAUGAUACGGUAAAAAUUAAACAACCAACCAAAAAGAAGGUUAAAAAGAUCAAGCCUAAAUCAAAAGAACCCACGUCUGAUGUUCCAGGGGAUCAACCAGAGGAGAUAAUUGUUGAGGAAGAAGAACAAGAAGAGGAAGAGAAAGAUACGGUACCGGAAGUUAUUGAAGAAGUUACUAUAGAAAAACUAGAAACAGAAAUUACCGAAGAAGUCGCAGAAGUGCUUAAGCCUGAGGAACAAGAAGUUCCAGUCGAAGAUCAAAAUACCCAAAUAGACAAAAUAAAGAAAAAGACCAUUAUCAAAAAGAGGAAACAGAAAGAUGUUUUAAAAUCAACUGAGGAAGACAUAGAACCUUCCGAAGGAAUAGUUCAAGAAGUCGAAGAAGAAGAAAUCAUUACAGAAGAAAAAGUAGAACUUGUAGCUGAUGAAACCACAAGUAAACUUCAACAGUCUACUGUAACUGUAGUGGAAGAGCCCGUCAAUCUAGCUGAAAUUAAAUUAAAGAAACCAAAAGCACCAAGAAAGAUUGAACCAAAAACAACCAAAGCUCCCAAAUUUUUAUUAAAGAGCAGGAUAGUUCACGUUCCAUUCCCACCAGAAAAUGAAGCCAAUUCUAUUCCUGUAAUCAAGGAACUUCCUCCUGUAUACAGGGACAAUGGAGUUCUAUCUAGAAAUCUAAAAGAAUCUGAAAAGGUUCCCAAAAAGAAGAAGAUCAGGGUUAAAGAUAUUGAAAGGGAAAUUAAAUCACUGGAAAAACUGGACAAAGAUUUCGAAGAUUCUAAAAAGGGACUCGAAAAGGUUGAUGAUGAAUAUAAAGCACCUAAGAAACCAAAAGAAAAGCCAGAAAUAAUUGAAGAAGAAGCAAAACCACUAAAAAUUGGAAAAGGAAAAUUACCUGAAGAAGAAGAACAAGAAAAACCAGUAAAACUUAAGAAAAUCCCUAAGAAGCCUUCUGAGGAGGAAAAGUCGGAGCCAGAAAAAGUGCCUAAAAAGAAAGAAGACAAACCAAAGUCCGUCAAAAUUGAAGAUGAGGAAAGUCCGACACUAGAACCAUAUCAACUUCAAGAUUUCGAAAAGGAUGAUGUAGAACUUGAAAAGUAUGUACCUGCAGAAGACGAAGAAAAACCAGAUGAAAAACUGCCUGAAGAAGUUACUAAGAAACCUAAAAAGCCCAAAGUAAAACCAAAACCUGAAACUGAAGAAAUCACUUUAGAAUUGGGUAAAGGCAAACCAAAGGAAGAAGAAGAAACCCCUGAAAUUAAAAAGAAAUAUAAACAGAAGCCAAAACCGGAGGAAGUUGUUGAAAAACCUGGACUCAAGCCGUUCAAAAAAGAAGAUGAUAACGAGACAUAUACAGUAAUUGUUGAAGAACCAAAAGAACCCUUAAAAUCCACAGUACUACUGAUUGACGAAGAGGAAGAUGAAGAAGAAGAAAAAGUUACUACAAUCAAAAAGAAGAUUAAAAAGAUUAAGAAACCGAAAUCUAAAGAUGUGAAAGUUGACAGUACUGAGGAAAUAGAAGACGUUCCUACAGAAAGUGAAAUUGAAACACCUAAAGAAACCGAAGAAAUUUCAGAAGAACCGAAAAUUGAGCAAGAAGAGGAACCUGAAAAAUUAGAAGAGGAAGUGCCAACACCUACACUUACAGAAGAGACUGUUGAAGUCGUUAAAAAGGAGACAGUAAAGGUAAAGAAACCCAAAACGAAAAAACCAGCACCUGAGACUGCUGAAAUUACAGAAGCGCCUGUAGAAGAAAAACCAAUAAAGUUGAUGAUAAAACGUAAUAAAGCUAGCAAACCUCAACAACCUGUAAUAACUGAAACAGUUCCAGAAUUUGCUGAGAUAAAACUGAAAAAACCAAAACCGGUUAAGCUGGAGAAAAAACAAGAAAAAGUAAUGCCUAAAUUUAUGCUCAAGAGUAGAAUUAAUUACGUCGAUUUUCCACCAUUAUCAGAAACAGAAAAGAAAGCGAUAAUAACGGAGUUAGAGCCUGUUUAUAGAGAAAAUGGGGUAUUAUCUAGAACUAUGGAAGAAGCAGCAAAGGUUAAACCUAAAAAGAAGAAAGUUACAAGAAUCAAAGAGUUAGAGAAAUUAGACAAGGAAUUCGAAGAAUUGAAGAAAUCUGAACUUGAAAAAGUUGACGAUGCAUUCAAAGAAAAACCAAAGUCGAAGAAAAAAUCUAAACCUGUCUUAAUGAAAAUAGUUAAAGUAGAGCAGGUAGCACAAAAACCGAAAAUAAUCGAAAUAAAAGAAGAACCUAUUAACCUUGCGGAUAUCAAAUUGAAGAAGUCCAGAGUGCCCGAAAAGAAAGAAGAAAAAUCGGUAAAAAUACCAAAACUAAAGCUGAAAAGCAGAAUAAACUGGAUAGAGUUUCCUCCUUUAUCCGAAAUCUUACAACAAUUACAAAUUACAUCAAUUGGCUCUAUAAGAGAAAAUGGAAUACUUUCUAGAAACAUCGAAGAAGCUAAGAAAUUAAAGAAAAUCAAACGCAAACCUAAAACAAAAGAAGAAUCUCCUGAGAAAAUCGAACUUGAGAAAGUUGAUUUCGAAAUUGACGAACCUGAACAACCUAAACCUGAAGAACUUCCAGAACAGGUUAAAUUUACCAGAACACCUAAAGAACCUGUGGAACAAGAAGAGGAAACACCUAUUACUAUUAAAAUCGGUAAAGGUAAAGUUCCUGUCCCCGAAACUCCCGAAGAAAAUGUUACUUUAAAGAAAACACCAAAGAAACCUACACCAGAAGAAGAAGUAGCAACAGAAAAACGUAAACCGAAACUUGAAAAAGAAGAGCUGGUACCAGAAAAAAUAGAACCAAAAGAAAUUAAAGAUAAAAUCGACUUUAAACCAUUUGAUAUCGAUCGCGAUGACAUCGAAAAAGAAGAAUACGUCAAACCUGAGGAAGAAGACGAAGAACCAGAAAAACCAGAAAAAGAUAAACCAAAAUAUGUCAAGAAAAAGAAAACCAAACCUCUUCCAGAAACUGAAGAAACUAUUUUACAGAAAGGUGAACCCAAGAAACCCCAAGAAGAAGAGCCUGAAGAUGUUAAAUUUAGAAUACCUAAAAAAGAUAAACCAGAAGAUAUUACAGAUGGUAUUAAGUUGAAACCAUUCCAAAAACAAAACGAACAAGAAGUUUUCACCAUCACUGAAUAUAUACCGGAGAAACCGACACAAAAGGUAAUAUACAUUAAAGACGACGAUGAAGAAAGUGACGUAGAACUAGAACUAGAAAAACCCAAAAAGAAAACUGUAAAGAAAAUAAAGAAGAGAAAGGAGGGGCCUGUAGAUACAGAAAAGACUUCGGUUGAGGAAAUUGAUGAAGAGCCUUUAGCUACAGAAGAACCUGAAGAAGUUAUUGAAAAAGAAGAAGAAGAAAUACUACCUGAAGAACCGGAAAAAGUUGUUGAGGAAGAAAAGCCUAUAGAACCUGUCAAACCGGAAGAUAAAAAAGAAGACCUGAAACCGGAAACAGAAGAAACUCCUAAAAAACCAGAAAAACUAGAUGAAAUUAAGCUGACAAAGCCUAAACCUAAACCAAAGCCUGUCGAAAAACCUAAGGCAAAGAAGGACUUUAAGCCUAGACUAAAGAGUAGAAUAAACUAUGUAGAUUUUCCACCUACAUUACAUAUUCCCAAAGUUACUGAAAUGAAUACGAUCAGAGGUAAUGGAGAAAUAUCUCGAAACAUUAAAGAAGCUGAGAAAAUAAUUAAAACUAAGAGAAGGAAGUUAAAAGACACCAAAGAAGAAAUGCCUGAUUUAGAAAAACUUGAUUUGGAAUUUGAUGAAUUAAAGAAGCAGAAGCUAGAAGAAGUGGAUGAUUUAUACAAAUAUGAAAAGAAAGAGAAAGAGAAACCUGAAGUACCAGAAACUGUGAUUCCGCUUAAAAAACAAAAAGGCAAAGUACCAGAAAAGGAGGAAGAGGUGGAGGAAAUUAAACUUAAGCGCAAACCUUCUGUACAAAAAGAAGAUGUUGUUGAAGAAACUGUUAAAGAAGUCAAACCCACCCCUGAAGAUAGCAAAGUCGAUGAGAAGAGAAAAGAAUCAUCUCCCGAAAGAAUACCUUUUGAACCGUUUGAUAUAGAAAGAGAAUCUCCAGAAAAAGAACAGUUAGAACUUCCUGAAAUCGAAAAAGAAAAGCCAGAGAAACCUAAAAAGCAGAAAACAAAACCAAAACCAAAAGAACAAGAGAAACCUGAAGUUGAGCAGGAAGAAAUAGUUUUGGUUAAAGGAAAGCCUAAAGAACCUAUUCCAGAAGAGCAACCAGAAGUCAAAUUCAAAAUACCUGUAAAAGACAAACCUGAACCUGAAGAAGAAGUUGUACAAGAAGUGAAGAUAAGUAAAAAACCAGAGGACAGUAAAGUCACAGAUGAACCAGAAAUUGAAAUCACUAUUCCUGGAACCAAAGUUACAGAGGAAACCGAAACAAAAGAAAGAGAAGAAAUUUCGGUUAAAAUUAAAAAGAAAGUUAAGCCUAAAGACAAAGUUAAAGAACCUGAAGUACCUCCAACUGAGGAAGAGGUACAGCCCACACCUAAAGUUGAAGAAGUCGAAGAAACUGAAACCAUAAUUAAACCUAAACCUGAGGAUGAGGAAGAAGUUACAAUUAAAAAACCUAAGCCAAAACCUAAAAAGGAGGAGGAAGAUGAAGCGGAAGUGACAGUUAAGAAAAUUAUUCCUGUUCCAACAGAAGAACAAAAAGAAGAGACUGAAGUUGAAGCAGAAAUUGUAAUUAAACCCAAGCCUGAAGAAAAAGAGGAACAGGAGACUGUUAGCAUCAAGAAACAAAAGCCUAAACCUAAAGAAGAAGAAGAAGAAAGCGUUGAAAUUACCGUCAAAAAGAUUAUACCUGUCCCAGAAGAUAAAAAGGAGGAGGAAGAAGUGGAGGCAGAAGUUACACUAAAGCCUAAACCAAAGGAAACAGUCGAAGAGGAGACUCUUAAAAUUAAAAAGCGUAAACCAAAACCUAAGCAGGAAGAUGAGGAGAAGGUAGAAAUAACCAUUAAAAAACCUAUCCCUGUUGACAAAGAAGGUGAUGAAGAAGCAGUUGAAGCUGAAGUAACGAUAAAGCCCAAACCAGAAGAAAAGAAGGAUGAAAAUGAAAAGUCAGAAGUAGAUGUAGAAGCAGAGGUUGUGCUUAAACCUAAGCCUGAAGAAAAGGAAGAGGUUACCAUUACCAAGCCCAAAGCAAAACCGAAACCAGAAGAUGAAGUUGAAGAUGAAAUUACGAUUAAAAAGGUAGUCCCUGUGCCAAAGGAAGAUGAGAAAGAAGAUACAGAAGUUGAGGCUGAAGUAACAAUAAAGCCUAAACCUGAAGAGAAAGAGGAAGUUACAAUUAAAAAGCCCAAAACUAAACCGAAAAAAGAGGAUGAAGGGGAAGAUGAAAUUACUAUUAAAAAAAUAGUCCCUGUGCCAAAGGAAGAUGAGAAAGAAGAUACAGAAGUUGAGGCUGAAGUAACAAUAAAGCCUAAACCUGAAGAGAAAGAGGAAGUUACAAUUAAAAAGCCCAAAACUAAACCGAAAAAAGAGGAUGAAGGUGAAGCUGAAAUCACAAUUAAAAAAAUAGUCCCUAUGCCCAAGGAAGACGAUAAAGAGGAUACGGAAGUUGAGGCUGAAGUAACAAUAAAGCCCAAACCCGAAGAAGAAGAAGAGGUUACUAUUACUAAGACCAAAGCUAAACCGAAACCAGAAGAUGAAGGUGAGGACCAAAUUACAAUUAAAAAAUUAGUCCCUGUGCCUAAAGAAGAUAAGGAAGAAGAUACGGAAGUUGAAGCUGAAGUAACAAUAAAACCUAAAACUGAGGAAGAAGCUGAAGUCUCUAUUAAAAAGCCAAAACCGAAACCAAAAGUGGAAGAGGAAGAAGAAGCAGAAAUAACUAUCAAGAAAUUUGUCCCUGAACCCGAAGUUGAAACUCAAGAGGAAGUAAAGGUCGAAAUUAAGAAACCCAAAACAAAAAAGAAACCGAAGGUACAAAAAGACGAAGAGGUUGAAGCUACAGUAGAAGUAAAGCCAAAGGUGGAAGAAGAAGCAGAGGUCACUAUUAAGAAAACUAAAGAUAUACCCAAAGUUGAGGAUGAAGGUGAGGACGCAAUCACAAUUAAAAAACACGUACCAGUAAAAGACGAUGAAGAUGAAGUUAAAAUAAGAGAAGAGACAGAGGAAGACGUCGAGUUAACAUUAAAGCCUACUAAAAAGCCACCUGUAAAUGAGGAUGAAGCAGAGGCAACAGUGAAAAAAUAUGAAAUUAUUGACGAUAAACCUGAAGAAGAGACUGAGGAAACAGCUGAAGUAACUAUAAAGAAGAAACCAAAAGAAAAAUCACCUGAGUUGGAAGAUGUCGAAGCAGAAAUUAGAUUAAAACCGAAAAAAGAACCUGAAGAGACAGAAGAAACAGCUGAGAUAAUCGUUAAAAAACCACUAGCUAAAGAGCCUUCUGUUGAAGAGCAAUCUGAAGAAAUUACCGUUCAAAGGCUAAAACCUGUAAGAAAAGCGUCCAAACCAGAAAUUCCAGAGGAAGAAGUUAUUGAAACUGUUACAUUUAGACCAAAAACGACAAAAACAAAAGAAGACGUCGAAACAGAAUUUAAGAUAUCUUUGGAUCAAUACGCAGAAGAGGAAAUCAAUCUUUCUACAAAAGUCAAACUUAAGAAACAAAAACCUUUGACUUAUUCGGAAGAAACUGCUGAAGAUACUGUAAAAAUUACUGAAGAAUUCGAUGACGACGGACCAGUCAUCGAAGAAAUUAUUGAUGAGGACGAUGAAGUUGUUCCUGUAGAUGAUGAUGUCUCAGAGAGUUUCCACAUUGCAUUUAAACGACGACCAUCCAGAAAAUACUCAGUCGUCGAAGAGAAUGAAGAAGAAAUCAGCUUCAAGAAACCUAUUAAACAAGUUGAUUUUGAAGAAGAAGGAAGCUUCACGGUUAAACCAAAGAGGAAGCCAUCUGUUACUUUUGACGCAGAACCAGUAUCUCUCAGCAUUACAAAAGAAAGGGAGGUCGUAGAAGACGUCAUUCAUGAAGAAGAAGUGGAAGUUGGAGAUGUAUACUAUUCUAUUACUAUAUAUGAUGCCGAAGCAGAUCAAGCUAUAGAUAUGGUUGAAGGAGAAAAGGUUUAUGUUAUGGAAAAUCCAGAUUCUGGAUGGUGGCUGGUGAAAAAACAUUUGACUGAGGAAACGGGCUGGGUGCCUGCGAAAAUUUUGAUGAAUGAAGAACAGUAUGCGCAGUAUGUACAAAAGAAAUUGAACGAGAAGAUUGACAAACUUCCUGUAUUUGAAAAACCAAAAUCCAAAGAUAAAGCUUCUGCGCCAAAAUUCAUCAAGAAGUUGAAGCCUAUUAUAACCCCAGAUGGUUACACUGUCCAAUUCGAAUGCAAAGUAGAAGGAUUCCCUCGUCCCCAAAUUACGUGGUUCAGACAAACUCACAUAAUCAAAACUUCCAAAGAUUUCCAAAUCUACUACGAUGAAGAUAACGUCGCUACCCUUAUUAUAAGGGAAGUAUUCCCAGAAGAUGCUGGAACUUUCACUUGCGUUGCUAAAAACUCAGCAGGAUUCGCCUCCAGUACAACAGAACUCAUAGUAGAAGGUCCGUUGUCAUCUCAUGGAUCCGAAUUGACUUCCAUUUCAAGGAAGAGUCUAUCAAGAACAUCUUCCUUGGCUGAUAUAUUAGAAGGUAUACCACCAACAUUCGCUAAGAAGCCUCUACCACAGUGUGUUCCUGAAGAAACAGACGUCGUAGUUGAAAGUACAUUAGUAGGAGUACCACAACCUGAAAUAAAAUGGUUCUGUAAUGGUAGACGUGUAACUGAAAACGUCAGUAUUGUGUCAACUUCUGAGCUAUAUACUUACAAAACCACUCUAAAAAUCAAGAAAAUCAAGAAGACUCAGGAAGGCAAGUUUAAGAUAGUCGCCAGGAACAGGGAAGGAGAAGCCUCAGUAACAUUUACUCUGAAAGUAAUUACUUCAGAGAAAGAAGCACCUGAGGUCUUAUCACCUCUAGAAUCUAUUACCGUAAGGAAAGGAGAACCAGUUACACUUUCCACUACUAUAUUUGGAAACCCGGAACCUACUAUCGAAUGGUUGAAGGAUGGUAAACCUUUAACCAGACCAAAAUUCAAAAAAGACGGAAACACAUACACUUUAACUAUUCCCAAGACAUCUACAGAUGACACUGCUACAUAUACAGUUCGAGCUACCAAUUCUAUGGGUACAAUAGAAACAAGUGCAAACCUAACUGUUGAAGAAUUCCCAGAAAACCAGGAACCACCAUUGUUCGUCAAACGAUUUGAAGAGCAAACUGUACCACAAAAGUCUCCUCUCACCCUCAAAGCCAAAGUGGUUGGCAAUCCUACUCCUGAAGUAUACUGGCUUAGAAAUAAUGAGCCUUUGGAACCAUCCGAUAGGGUAAAGAUCACCUUCGAUGGAGAAAACAUUGAACUAACUAUUAAAGAAACCAAUUCUGAACUUGACUCUGGAGACUACAAAUGUAUUGCUGUGAAUCCAGCAGGCAAAGCCUCGCAUGGUGCCAAGGUAUCUAUUGAGGUAGAUACUGUCAAAUUUACUAAAGAACUGAAAGAAGUUUACGAAACAAUAGAAAGAAAGACCAUCGAAUUAGAAUGUGAAACAUCCCACUCAGUUAGAACAAAAUGGUGGUACAACAACACGGAAAUUAGUGGUAUGGACCAUCGCGUUGUAGUACAAGAUGGACGUACCCACAAACUCAUCAUCAAAAAUAUUACUCAAAAUGAUCAAGGCAGCUAUAAGUGUACAGUAAAGAACCAAAAGACGGAAACCACGGUUAAGGUUCAACAAUGCAAACUAGAAUUCGUUAAGAAAUUACAAGAUUUAGAAAUAACAGAAAAAGAUACAGCUGUGCUUGAAGUAGAAAUCACUUCUGACACAGCUAAUGUAGAGUGGUUCAAAGAUGGUACUCCUCUGAGAGAAACAGAAGACAAAUUUGAUACUGAGAGGUACGGUGGAUUACGAAGACUUCUAAUCCGUAGUACUUCAAUCCAUGACGAAGGAGAGUACAGCUGUAAACUUGUAGACGAAGAAUGUAGAGCUGAUGUAACAGUGAUAGAAUUACCUCCAGAAAUUAUAACACCACUAAGAGACCAAGUGGUUAACAAAGGCGACAAGACUGUCUUCGAAAUAGAACUCUCUAAAGGCGACGCCUUGGCUAGAUGGUAUAAGGAUGGUAAAGAAAUCCAAUUUUCAGAACACGUUCAACUGUCUAUUGAUGGAAAGAGGCAAAAACUGAAAAUCUACAAAACGGAACCUGAAGAUGAAGGUGUAUAUUCUUGUGAAGUUGGAACUCAAUCAUCCAAAGCUAGACUUACGGUGGAAGUACCCAGUUGUACCUUCAUCAGAUCUUUACCAGAAUACACCAUCGUUCCAAUUAAUACCGACGCUGAAUUUGAAGUUGAACUUUCCAAGGAAGACGUUGAAGUUACGUGGUACAGAAAGAAUGAACGCAUAGAAAAAUCUUCCAGGUACUCUAUCUUUGAAGAUCGUAGGGUAAGAAGAUUGGUUGUACAUAAAACUACUAUAGAAGAUGAAUACGAAUAUUCUUGUACGGUUGAAAAGUACCAACUGAAGACUUCAUCCAAACUUAAAAUUGGCGAUAAACCUUCUCCUCCAAGAGGUCCUCUGGAAAUAUCGGGAAUGUCAGAUACAUCAUUUACAAUUCAAUGGCAGCCAUCGGAAAGUGACGGUGGUUCUGAAAUCAUCGAGUAUAUAGUUGAGAUGAAAGAAGCCAAGACCAAGAAGGUCUUUAAGAAACUAGGUGCUACUAAAGGUAGCAUAACCAACUUCGCCAUUAACUACUUGGAAAAGGGACAUGGCUACAACUACAGAAUUACUGCCAGGAAUGCUAUUGGUGUGAGCGAUCCUUAUCUUCCAUCAGAAACGAUCAUUGCAGGAUCCAGAAUGAGAAUUAACUAUCAGUUUGCAAAAACCGAUGAGACACUAUAUUGCUUGCUAGGUAUUUUCCCACCAGCUAAACUCGAACAUAAAACACCACCAUCACCUCCAAUCAACCUCAAGGUCAAAGAUUUGACCAGCAGAAGCGCAACGCUAACUUGGGAACCACCAGAAAACGAUGGUGGAACCGAAAUUACGGGCUACAUCGUCGAAAAGAAACUUGAAUACAUGCCUAAAUGGGAAAAAGUGUUCACAUUGGAAGCCUUCUCCUUGGAAUACACCUUCGAGAACUUGAAAGAAAAGAGUGAUUAUCUGUUCAGGGUGUUCGCAGAAAAUAGCGUUGGACUCAGUCCGCCAGCUACUUCUGAGAUUGUGCAAAUGCGAACACAUGCCACUGUACCUUCUCCACCAACACCGCCACUAGAAAUAAGAACCAUAGGACCCAACGCAAUCGUUGUGGAAUGGGGAAUCCCAGAAUCAGACGGAGGCUCACCGCUUCUAGGUUACAACAUUGCCAUCAGAGACACCAAAAAGACCAUGUGGAUGGAGAUCGGAAGGGUCCAAAAGGGCGUACAGAAAUUCACAAUCAGAGAUUUACAAGAAGACCACGAGUAUAUGAUUAGGAUAUUUGCCAAGAACGAAAUUGGAUUGAGUGAUCCUUUAGAAUCCGAUGAACCGUUUAAGGUCCUUCCAUCCGGAGAUACUGAUCAAGACGACUUCAAAGAAGCAACAGACAAAGAGCCAACGUCUUACAGUACUGAAACCUCUACAUCUUGGUUACGGGACAACAGCAUGGACGCCGACAUCCAUUCCUACUCCAAGGGAACUUUACUGAAGAAAGACGAAUAUUUCUUCCGUAUAUGGUGUUACGCGACAAAACUAUUUAAGUAAACGAGAAGAAUUUCGGUUCUUCUUAGAGAUGUACAUAUUCACUGAUUUUAGGACAUUUAUUUUUAGAAUUUUGAUACUGAUGAUGACUUUUUCGAUUAUACAUAUGUAAAAAAAAGAGCUCACUUAGAUUUGUGCUGAUAUUACUUUGUAAAUUGCGAGCUAAGUAAACCUAAGACCUAAGAACGAAACUCAGCACAAAUUUUACCUUGAGCUACAUGAGGAUACUGUGAUACUGAUAAUGAAUCUACAAACAACCUAAGACGACUAUUAUUUAAAAAAUUUUGAAAUACUUUUGUUAUUUUCAGUAAAAUAUUUUAUGGGCAGUUGUUUUUGUUUGGUUAUAUAUGAUUAAUGUUUAUAUUGUUUAUGCUGUGCGCUAUUCAGAUUUAAUAUUUUAUUGUUAAUUAUAAAAAAAAGGUUUAAUGAAGUCAUUCAAUGUACAGAGAGAAAAUAUAGGUGCAAAACAAGUCCAUGUAAAUGACUUCAUUGGACCGACUUAACUGAAUAAACGAUUAUUGAAUGA
Diabrotica virgifera virgifera (western corn rootworm) is the source of this 66126-nucleotide messenger RNA. Its product is annotated as titin. The transcript has 41 exons. The record is from RefSeq and is a predicted model, not a curated record. NCBI's taxonomy places the organism in Eukaryota, Metazoa, Arthropoda, Insecta, Coleoptera, Chrysomelidae. The coding region runs from base 219 to 65603 and encodes 21794 amino acids. Gene Ontology annotation, molecular function: protein binding.